Messenger RNA from Cinara cedri, 60679 nucleotides. NCBI's taxonomy places the organism in Eukaryota, Metazoa, Arthropoda, Insecta, Hemiptera, Aphididae. The record is from the annotation of a GenBank genome assembly.
GGCGCGCAACGUUCGCGGGCCGAGAGAACCGCCGCCGGAGAGGCAGAGAAAAAAAAAGCCGGCCCGGCAAUCAGCUGUACAAGUACAAUGUGUACAAUGUUAAUAACUAUUGUACAUGUAUAAUACGCGCACGCACAUGCACGUCUCAAACACCACGCUGAGUCGCGUAUUGUUAUGAUCGCGAUAAAGGUCGUCAACGCUCGCGGUUUACGUUCAAUUUUGUCCACCGUCAUCCGUGUACCACGCCAUCGCGAGCUGCCCGUGCGUUUGUUGUACCCUCGUCGUAAUAACCUAACCGUAACGGUUAGAUAAUUGUAUUAACAUAACGUACUGUGGGACGCGAAUCACGGAUAUCGGAACGAGCGUCGUCUUGUGUCGUCGCCGCCGACUGUACACGUAAUAUAAUAACCGACGUCACAACAUAUUAUUAUGUCGGCCAACGACGUGACGGUCGUUGUUGAGCCACCCGCGGCGUCCGUCGACGGCGACGACGGCGGCGGUGGCUUCAGCGAUACCGAUCGAAGACGGUGCCGACAACAACAACAACAACAACAACAAAAAAAACAACAGCGGAUUGGCGGAUCGUCUGCCGCCGGCGCAGUCGGCACGACGACGUUGGACGGCGUACAGCGCGAAUCGUGGCCGUCUGCAGCUGGUGCGGACGACGGAGACGACGACGACGACUACGACGCCAAAGGUGACGGCGGCAUCGCCGAACGGACGCCCCUGUUAAACAACUGCAACAGACAGAGCGCGUGCGACGGAGACGUAUGCUUGGUCGGCGAGGGGUAAGUGAACACAGUCUUUUAUUUGCAAUUUUUUUUUUCUCGUCUCAAUACUUCUGAGCGAACGAGUUGGCCGCGCGACAACGGCGAUCCGACUGCGCUUCCGCCGCCGUCGCCGCCGCCCUACCGCCGCUGUUUGCAAAUCUGCCCGUGACAGGCCAACGCAAUCUGUGACACGAUUCAAUGAAUGAACGUGUCGAAUUACGGAAGUCGCGAAUUAUUUACGUGUCGAGAGCCUAUCGGGAUUCAGUGCCGUUCUCAACCUACACGAACGUUUUCGUUUAUCGGAUUUUCAAACGGAUGUCGUUCGCGAUUGGUCGGUUAUUGUUUUAAAAUCCGUUUGAAAAUCGACGUUUAUGAGAACGGCUCUUGAUGGCGUGUUGCUCCGCAGACGCGUCUUAUAGUCCGGCUCGGCUGUAAUGGUAGAAAAUCAGGCGGCUCGUGUCAUCGACCUCCACGCCGAGAGCGUGCAGUCCCCUCUAUAUGUUUCACAGUCUCAAUGUAUCAGUUUUCAGACGGUUUUCGAGCCAUUGCGCCGAGAGUCGAUACACACACUCGAUAGCUCAAUAUAUAAUACGUUUAUAUUAAAAAUAAUAUAAACGUAUAUCUUUUUUGUUUUAGGUCGUUUAAAAAAAAAAAAUCCAUAACGAAAACGAUACUGUGCAAAGUAUGAUUAGUCAUAUUUUAGAUUCUGAGCGUAACGGGGAAUGUAUUGGUUAUACUGUGACGUGUGAUACUAUGUUUGUGUCUCUGUAAACAAUUUUUAUAAGAAAGGUCUUGUUCGAAUAAAGAAAAAAUUGUUUGUUUCAUCAUUUUAAAUUUGUUUGGUUUAGUUUUUCAAUCAGAAAUCAUACACCGAAAUUCAAGUGAUACAUAUUUUCCGAAAUAAAUAAUCGCUUUCUUGUUGGUGUGCAAUAAAGUCGUUUUUUGAUUUUCUGUAUAGUUUUCUCUGCAAUAAUUGGGAAAAAUUUUGGCAAAAUGGGGACGUUUUUUAAUGGUUUCAUCAUUUUCAAUUUUGUUUUUUUGUUGUAAUUCGAUUGAUAAUAAACUUAGAGAGCUGACAUUUUUAUAGAAUACUUAUAUACGUCUUUUAUAAACGUAGUGAAAAUUGUUUAGUUUUUAUUUGGUUUGAUGCGGAUAAAAUUGUGUAACCGAACAGAAAUGCUAGACAAUUUAAUACGAGGUUCGUUGUAAGUUAUCAUUGUCGAAAAAAAAACUUGAGUAUAAUGUAGUCUUAGCGUUUUAAGAUCAAAUUUUACCCAAAAUCGUAAUUUGUACCUACGAAAUUUCAAAAUAUGUACUCGUAUUACCGAACUUCACACAGAAUCAUUUUUCGUAAGCAAUGGUCUAUCGAUGGGUACUGAUAUAAAUUUAAUAAAUGUAUGUAUCCCACAUUAUUAACUUGUCAACUAUAAUAGUGGCAGUUCGUCUUUUUCACCUUUGUCACCGAGGUUGUCCUAAAAUUAACAAAAGUUACAUAAAAACUUGUCAGUUUUAACGAUUUAUUAGAAAAUGAGAAUCUAAAAGGUGAUUUUCAGAGACCAGAUAUCACUUUUAUAUUACUUUUGUAUUACCGUCGACACUGUUAUUUCGUUGUUUCUAUUAUCGUUUUCUAUAUUUAGGGGCGUCGUCGGAUUGAACUAUAUAUAAAGUGACCUUUUAUAUUAUAACGUUUUAAGCCGGUGUACUGUAGCACAAAACUUGUUUAACGUGUUUAAAUAGAGUAAUUCCAGUAUUGGUAUCUUUAUCCAUCUUUGUAAAGUCGAUAGAUCUUUGCAGUUCUUGCGAAUACCUACUCUAAAAUAUAAAAAGAUGUAUGUAGAAUAUAGAAGAAAAAAAAUUACAACUCAAGCAUCGACUGAUGUGAUAGACGGAGCUGCAGGAUUAAGGGGAGAUGGUGGUUUUCGAUUUUAAGACUUCGAAACACAAAUAAUAAUUAAAUGACAAUGGGAAGGGACAGUUAAAACUUAAAAUAAGUGCCCGUAUAUAAUUUAUAUUCUACCGUGGGUCGUGUUUUUCGAUUUCUUUAAAUUCAGAGUGUAUUUUCUUUUUUUAAAUUAAGACCCCGAAAUAGAUCAGCUAAAUUUUAAUUAUAUAGAUUAUACAGAGUUCAAUCUAUAUUGUACACUAUAAAAUAUUAUAGUUUGAGAAACUUUUGUUUAAAAAGAAUAAAAGUUGGGAAAGUAGGAUAUGUAAAGUUAUUUAAUUUAUAUCUAUAAUGGUAAACUAUCAAUAACAAGAAUACAAUUUGUUUUUUUUUUUUUUAGAUUUUUUCUACGUUGCACCAUUUAUUAUGAAAACUACUUAGAAAAUCGAAAUUAAUCAACUAGACAAUUCAAUAAAAUAUUCUCUAAAAUGUCACAAAAAAAAAAAAAAUACAAUGAUAAUAAUAAAAACACUCAUCAUAGUAAAACUUAUAUGUUCCUCGUUACCCUCAGAAACUAGUGGAAGUUUUUAAAUUUUAUUUGUUCAAUGAUAAAAUACAGGAUUAAUUCGCCGUGGUCUUAUCCGGAAGGCUUUCGACCACGAUAGACACAAAACAAUUGUCUUUUAUAUUGUUUAAAUCACGUUUUCGACUGACAACAGUUCAUUCAUGGCGUUCUUAUUUUCUAAUGAAAACGUUAUAGAAUUUAAUCGAAUCCAUUCAAACAUUAAAACUAACAAAAUCGAAAGACCUAUUAUUUUAAUACAAAAGUAUGAAUUUCGUUCGAUAAAUCGCGAUUGAUUCGAAUGAUAUUUAAAUUUAUCGUUUAAGUAUUGUCUUCUCAUCGUUAUUAUACUUAUAAUGCCAUUGCUCACCGAUAAAAAUAUUUAGUUUUUCUGUAGGUUUUUUUUAUUUUUCGUUUACAUGCAAAUUUCGUCAUUGCUUCUGGGUAGUACACAUGUAUUUUAUAAAAUAUUAUAACACAGUUACUGUUCAGCAAAUGUGAUAAUUUAUGUGGCCUAGCACUUUGCAGUAGAUACAAAGUAAUUUUCUAUAAUUAUGUGAAAAUUGUAUGUUGUUUCUUGUAUUUUUUCAAUCGUCAAUAUUUAUUUUUAGAUUGUUUUUAAACAGUUCACGUCUAUAAUAUUGAAUUUAUGUGUAAACUUUACCAGUUAAUAAUUUAACAUUCUUCUUUGAAGAUUUCAUGCUUAAAUAAUAUUAUCAAGCAUUUCCUUUAUAGAAUAAAAACUGGUUAUAUUCGUGAGCGGGGAUUAGGAGUUCGCUGUUAGUUGGUUUGGAUUGUUUUGGGUGGAGGACCCGGUGGUCUGAGCCUCUCAGAAAGGAGAUUAGUCAUAAAAAACAUACAACUUUUAUUGUGCUCAGUUAUGAAUUUAUGAAACUUCCAUGACAGCUCUGCGUGUACCCAAAAACGUUUUCAGUUUAGCCUACAUUUUCAUAAUUUCCACGGAAAGCUUUCAAAAAGUUAAACAUUUAAAAAUUCUCAAAACCGUGACAAAAAUCUUCCUGCAUUGUUACUGACCCAUUAAUUUUGAAUUAAUUUUCUGGGAAAAAUUGAGAAAAUAAUUAUACAAGAAGAAAUACAAUUUUCGUAUGAUUGUUUAAUUUUUUUAAAAAAACAUAAAACUUUUACAAAAAAAAAAAAAAUUAAAAAUCUAUGCUUUAUGGUUAGUGAACCAUUAUUGUCUUUUUGCGUGUAUCGCAACUGAAAUAUGAUGUAUGCGAUUAUUCAUACGUAUAUUUUAUAAAUAUUAGGAACGCUUUUUGAGGUAGACUUUUAAAGAAACUAAUCAGCUGAUUAUAUUGUAUAAAACCGGUGCUUAUGUAUAGAAAUCACAAAAAUAUCUGUAAAGUUUAAAACAAUAAAUUAUCAAAGCGAAAAUUUCGAUACAAAACGCGUCAUUAGUUGUAUACGUAUACGUAUAUUAAACUAUGUCGUUUAGACAAAAAAAAAAAAAAAUACAAGAAUAUAUUAUAAGUUAUAUAUUGUAAUUUGAAUAGGAAUAAAUUGCUCAUUAUAACUCGGACAUAUACCAGUAAAAAUCAAUAACUGUGAGAAUAAUAUGCUGCCCGCCAUAUUAAUCAUUGUUAUAGCCUGUCACAAUUACACAACAUUUAACAAAAAAAAAAAAUAAAUAAUAAUAAUUAUUAUAAUAAUCCACUCAAAUUCGUAAGGGUAAGGGAAUGCAUUUUCGUAUUAUUUUUGAAAACUUAAUAAAGUAGCACAGUCAAACGUAAAUACUGUUCAAUCAUGUGAGGAAUCUAAAUCUUAAAUUUUAUUUUCCAUAAUACAUUUGCAUAUUUUACAGUUUCUGCUUUUUAGAUCAUAUAAAAUAUGAUCUAUAGCAAUAUGUACCUUUCAAAUGCUAUAAAAGGUCAUAUUAUAUUCAUAUCUUAUCUUAUUGUAUGCCACGUAUUAUACACGCGUUUUUUAAUUUACAUUGUUCAAAUUUAUAUGCACUGAUGUUGGAUAGCAUAGUCGAAUAUAGACUACCAUAAAAUAGUUAAUUUAGUUAACACACCAGCAUUGAGUUUGACCAAUAACUCUUUUAAUUAUCUCAAAACCCAAAGUUUUUAUGGAACUACAAUAAUAAAAAAUAAAUAAUGAAUUUAUUAUAUGUCAAGCUUUUAGUAUACAAUUUUGAAUACAUUUUUUUAAAGCAUAUUUUAUGUGCAUAUUUAUUUGUUUUUUUACAGCGUAUUUGUAUUCUAAUUAGAGCUAGAAGUCCCUAAGCCUAGUUAUAAAUAAUCGAUUAGGCAAUUUUAAAUUUAAAAAACAAUAUUUACUCAAUCACAGUUUAACAUUACUAAACAAUAAAGUACAUUUUUACUGCAUUAUUGUCAAUAUUUAAAAAAGUAUAUAUAUAUAUAUAUUAUAGUAGGUAAUGUAUAUACAUUUAAAUAUAAUACAAGGUUCAAUCCAUCAUUCCAUCAUUGAUUAAUCAACUUUUAUUUUUUGUUUUUCAUUAAUAUUAAUUAAAUAAAUUCAAAAAUUCAAACGUAAUCUUUUACAUAAUAAUAAAAAUAAUAAAAAGAAAAAAAAACUAUAUAUUAUGUACCUGUUUAUCUAAACUAAGUUAAAAUUACAAUAAAAUAUAUCUACACGUUCUGUUAAAAGCAGUAAGAAGACUUUUUUAUUAUUAAUAUAAUAUACAUACAUUUAACAAACGACAAUAAACUGGGAGAUCAACGUAACUUGAGGCACUCAUUUCAUUUUUGGAAAGCAUUAACUUUUUUCGGAUUUUGUUUUUAAGAAAAUUUGAGAAACAAACAGCUCUAAAAUGUUAAAUUUCCGUUAUUUUUCGUUUCCUUUAUUUUGGGGGUUAAAAAUCUAGUAGAAUAAAAACGGAGUGAUAUUACGAAAAUGUUACAUCGAGGUAUUGUAACAUUUUAAAGCUUUUUUUUCUUGAAUUUCCAAAAAAAUUAAUUCUGAAAAAAGUUUACAUUUCCCGAGAUAGUGAGUGUCUUAUGGAGGAUUGAAGAUCUUUUUGUAUUACUAAAUACAUAACAGUAACAUUAGAUAUCAAUCCUAUAGUUAUUAGUUAUAUCAAUAAAGCACCACAUUCAGUAAAUAAUUAUAAUAGUUUACAGUAAUCAUCAUAGAAUUUACAAUUCCAUCAAGUUCCUAAUUUUUAAGUACCUACAGCUAUAAAAAUGGAAAAUUCUACCAGUUACAUACUCAUUAUAGCGAAACUAUUUUAUAAUUUUUUUAAAGUAUUUUAAAGUAUUUUUUUAAAGUUAUAGUUAUUUAUUCAAGUAAAAUUCACUUUGUUGGCAGUAAAGCAAUCUCUUAUAAAAACUGCAUAAAUUAAUCUAAUUAAUUUAAGAUCAUUUUGUAUAUAAAUUUCAUUUCAAUUUACGGUGUAGAGCGUUUGAUAUAGAUGCAAAAGAAUAUUAUCGGAUGACCGAAAACAAUUCACGUGUUCAGUUAUCCAUACGAAUGAAAAAAAAAAUAUAAAUGUGUAUUUUUUAAAACCUUGUAAAAAACUGCACCGUAGCACCAUCUAUUCGUAAAACAUAUAAAAAUAUUACGAAUCUAUACUCCUAGAAAAUUUUUAAAUAGACUGCUAAAUUUACUCGAAAUAUAAUUGACAUACCUACUAAUUAAAAAAUAUGUAAUAUUUCUGUAAGUACCUAUAUUAUAUUAUCAGUAAAAUGUUAAAUAGGAAACUAAUUUAACCGUGAAUUUGUAUCUACAAAGCUAUAAAAAAAACACGAGCAGCCUAAUUCUGUCUUUAGAGUCUUUUCCCCCAGCCGACUAGUCGCUUAUGCAAUAUUUAAUUGUCUUUUACAAUUGAUCUGAAAUAGUUAUAGUUUUCUGAGUCUUAUUACAUUUCAGUUUUAAGCGAUAUUUAAAACCCGAUAUUUACUAUCAAAACAUGAAAUUUAAGCGUAUAGAUGAUCGGGAAUAAGGGUGUUAAAAGUUAAAGCGACCAAAAAGCACAUCCCUAAUACUUACUGUCUAUAAGGUGUACAUAGCUAAAAAUAAUACAAUUUUCUCCCAUAAUACUCCGAUGAAAUCUAAACUGAAAUUCAACCAACAUUUUAUUUCUUUAUUCUGCCUUAUAAAACAACUAUAAUUCCCGAGUUUCAACUCAUUUGGUCCAAAGAGAGCAUCUAAAAGUGUCCAAAACUAGCGGUAAAAAGAUUUAUGUACAAUAUACAUAUAUGUAUACACAGAAUGAUUCAACAAGCAUGCUCACCCCAUGUUUGUCGUUAAAUUUUGCAUAUCAUAUUUAAAUUCUGGUUUUUGGAAUUUUUAAGUGUAGUUAUACUUAGAUUUUGCACAACAUUUAAUGAGUAUCCUGUGGACAUCCGUGAAGAUGAUCUUCCCCCCACUUUGUCCCACUAGAGACCUCAAACUAGUAUUAAUAUUUUGUAAUUAAUUUGUUUAAAUUUGUUUGGUAGUUUUUGGAAUUUGCAUAUCUUUGGUUUUUUCGGAAAAUGUUUUGUAAUGCAUAAACGUCGUGGCGGCGCGGAGGGCAGUGUUUGAAUAAUGUACUAACCAAUAUUCCCUACUAAUGAAAUAAAAUAUUUACCCACACUCGUAUGUAAUCUGAACAGUACUAGAAUUAUUGUACUACAAAAACUAAAAUAUAAUAAAAAUAUGAAAUAUAUCAUUUCUCAAACCAAUUUAUCUGCGUUACGACUAAGCGUAGGAAUAAAUGACUAAAUUAUUUUAAACAAUUCAAAAAAUUAAUACUAAGUAUAUUGAUAACUUACAAGUUAAAACUCAUAAACUGUAAUUCCGAUAUUUAUGUUAUGUAAAUAGACAUUUUUAGAAACAAUUUUUAGAAUUCUCUGUCCGUAUCUUUGUUUAAAUGGGGCUAGGGUUGAAAAACAAAAGUAUAUACUUACUUAUUAUUAAUUAAUAUGUAUAAAAAUUUAAAAUAAUAUCUAAAAGGAUUUCUUAAUAAUUGAAGAAAAAAGACAAAUUCUCCGAGAAAAUCGCUGAUUCGUGAUAAAUGGAUCGCCCUGUAUAUAUCUGUAUAUUUAUCGGCAGUAUAAUAUUUUUUGGCGUUAUUAAAAUUUGACAAAAUCUAAAAUUUUAUUAAAAUUAUUAUUAUUUGAUGUAUUCAUAUUAUAUAUACAUAUUCUAUGUUUAGAAGAAAUUAUUACUAUAAAAUAUUAUAUUCUAUGUCUUCGAGGAAUUCAAUAAUAGAUGUGUAGAAGUUUCAUAAUCAACAUUUAAAAUAUUACAUUUAUUAUGAAUUUUGAUAUAACCUUGAUGCAAUUUUUAAGUUAUAUUUUAGUUGUGUUAUUUUAUCAUUGAAUCUUUAAAAUUAUUUUACCAAAACGUGUAAUUUCUGUUAUUAGUCAAUUAGAUACUUAAUUUAUAUAUGCACUGCAGCUGUGACGGUCUUUAUAAGUAUGUUGAGAACUGCAGUAUAUAACAGAGUGGUUUUUGUAUUGCACGACCCAGCGAUUAUCUAUAUACGAUAAUAUAUAUAUAUUUUUUUUAAUAAAUUUUAUUGCGGGGUAUUUUUCCAAACGAAAUAUAAUCGAUAUUUUUCAAUUCGUAUCAUUAUUCUUUAUACUUACUUUUCUAAAAAUGAUUAUAUAAUAAUAUGCAUAACUCGAUAACGCAUUAAUUUAUCCGAUAUAGAAAUUUCGAGUUUAAGCCGGAAGAGCGUAUAAUAAGAAGAGUCUUCUUCUCAAUCACCUUUACCCCGACUAUUCGGCGUCGGCCACCCUUAUCUUAAACUUUUAUUUCAUCCACAUCAUCCUCGUAUACACUGGCUGCUGUUAUUGUGUUAUUAGCUGCUGAUUCACAAACGAUUUUCAAACAAUUUUAUAAUUCUACAACAUGCAUAAUAUAUAAUUAUUUUUUCAUGCAAUAUUGUCCCAUUUAUGAAAAUCUAAUUAUAAUAUAAUUUAUUACCUAUACUACUUAAUACAAUGCGAUUGAUUGUGUAGUUUUGUGUGUUACUGAAAUUAUGACGCCCGUGACACAGGGUUCAAAAACGACUGUCUAUAGGUAUUGUUUUAUUCAAACGCAAAUAAUAUAAGUACACAAUUAUUUACAUAUUGUCUACAAACAAGAUAGGCAGCUCUGGAUGUGAUUUAUACCAUUUUAUUGUGUAUAUACGGUUAUUCGUGUCGAAACGUGCGAAUCGGAUAAUCCGUUGGUAAUCCGCUGAUUGAUUAUUGCAGUUCUUGUUUUUUUCAUGUCGGGUAUACCAACGUUGUCAGUUUUUGCCAUUUUAAUCAUUAAUAUAGUUAAACACUACUGCAGCUGAAAUUUCCGUUGAGGGUAUUAUAAACUCUUUUUCGGUCAGUAUUGAUUCUCCGAAAUGAUCACACUGCAGGUGCCAUCAGGGCCGGAUUAAGUCCAAGUCUCUAAAGUCCUAAACAUAUUUUAUUUUAUAGUAUCUUAUUCUAAGGUCUUCCAACAAGAAAAAUGUUCACAGAUCAGUUGAAAACCCAAUUUUUCAUGUUCCAAAGACAUUUUUUUCAAAGUUAUCGGUUUUGAAAAACCCCAAUGUUUCGAUAUUCUCGAUAUCGGUUUAUGUCGAUACUCAAUUCUGGUUAAAAUACUCCGAUUUGUUCAUGUUAUCUCUUAAAAGAUGAAUAUUUUUUGUUAGAUAUAGUUCUCGUACUGUAUUUAAAAUAAUUUGUUUAGUAUUUCGAAUACUUGAUUAAAAAGUUGUUUUUUAUUAAUUUUUUUUUGUUAACACGCUGUGAAGAGUAUAAACUUUAUACAAUUUUUUUUCGUGUUACACGAGGAAAUAUAAUUUCAAUUAUUAGUCAAACUAGUUUUAAGCCUGCACCUACUCAUAAUACACUUAAAAUUUUAUUAUAAAUCUGUUUCCGAUUUUUCAUAAAAUAAUAAUAAUUACGUUUAUAUACGCAUUAUUUUUGGUAUAUAAAUAUCUACGUUUGGUAAACAACUUAUUUAUACCGAAUUCCUAAUACUCUUGGCCGGUCACUUCCUAUCUCCCCGCGGGCAAGGACGUAUUAUAUAGUAUAACCUUAUAAUAUUAUUUAUGUAAAUAUACCUACUUAGUUGUAGGUUAUAAUGUAGGAAAGUAUAUUCAUAUAAGGUAUUUAUAAAAUUGUAUUUUAUGUGAAUUAUUAGUGAAAAACUAUAUAAAUUAUCAAUCAAAUGAACGGAAUAAAAAAAGUGUACAUUAUUUACGUGCAUGUAAAUACCUACCUAUAACUAACUUAACCUACCUUUGAAGACGUGCGGUAUUCGCGAUGGCAUUCACAUGUAUAUAUGCAAAUAAUAUAAACUACAACGCAGUUCACAAAAUUUCAAUAGACAUUAUAUAGUAACCUCGUACAGAGAUGAUAAUGAAUCAUCUAUGUUCACUAUAGUUUUCUAUGUAUUAGUUAUUUUUGUAUGUAUUUUACAGAUUCUGAGACUAGUGAAGAGGUUAUAUUAAAUUGACUAAGAUGUUUUCGGUUAGUAAAAAUGCUGCGAUUUUCAUAUGUCGAGUACCUUAAAAAAAAUAUGGAUUUUCAAGCUAAAAAAAAAAAAAAAAAACAUUGGCAACAAAUGACGAUUCAUCAGUUGUAUUCUGGUUGAUUUGUGGGCUACUUAGGCUUCAAGGAAAUAAAACACAAUACUACCUAUAUAACUCUAUCGUUUACCGAGAUCCGCUCAGAAUUUUCUGACUAGUACAUUGCGGAUCAGUCUUCCAUCAGCUCGCCACACAUGCCCAUUCCAUUCAUUUUCCUUUGUGAUGCUUUCUUAUCAUUAAAUUGCACACUUACUCACGUAAAUUAAUUGUACAGAUUAUUAUUAUUAUUAUACUAUUAUAUUAUUAUUAUUUACAAACUUUUUCCGACAUUUUCAUCUAUUGGUACGUUUUAAAUUUUAUAUAAUCCGUCUGGUGCAGUUAUAUAUAUUAUUAUAUCCCCAACUGUAAUUUGUUAUAAAACACGGACUGUUUCCUCUGCGAUUUUAUCGAAUAAUAAUUUUCGGUAAAAUGAAAACCAUAAGAACAAAUAUAAACGAGUUUAACAUUAUGUAUGUGUAUACAAUAUAUAGCUAGGUUCCAAACGUAUAAUAAAUUGAAUUUAUUUAAUGCAUUAUUUUGUAUACAUAUCAAAAAAGAAAAAAAAAAGUUUAUUGCUUAUACAUACAAUUGCUGUUGGUGUAUGCGUUGAUCUUCAGAGUAAGAUAAUCGAAAUUUAUGAGAUAUACUCGUGUAUGUUUAAUGUAUAAUGUACUUAAACAAUACGAGAUCUGUUUUAUAGAAUCGUGUAUAUUUACUCGCAUACAGGGUUUUAUUUCCAAGAAUCGAGACUCGAUCGAUCGAGGGGGGAAAAAAUGGCAAAAUGCAGGAUAUUUUUUUGCAAGGUAUCAUCUAAAGAAUAUAUAAUAUACGUGUAUUAUUACGUGCAUGAAUCAUCAUACAGUUCAUAUAGGUAAGCGGUCUAUUAUUAAAUACUUGUACAUACCUAUAGAUUUAUUGUGAAAUAUAAUACUUGAAAAAUGUACGUGGUCGAAAUAUGUCCGGAGUAAUUUAUUAUUAUCAUUACUAUUAUAAGUAACGUACGUCCGUUCGUAAACUCUUUGUUAGCGACCAUGAAUUCGUAUAUAUAAUAUAAUAUUACAUAAACGUUUUGUUUUGCGAUGUUCCGUGUCUGUGUACACGCGUAACCCAAUUGUUCGGUUUAUAAUACACAUAAUAAUAUUAUAGGUAUACUAUAUUGUACAUUAUGUGUCACACAAUUUGGAAAAGAUACAUAUUUUAUAUGUAUAUAUAUAUUAUAUAGAAACCAUUGCAUACCUAUGCAUAAUAACAAUGUACAUUUUUAUAAAGCUGCCCCCCCCCUCGUGGACGUUAAAUUGAACGCGAUAUAAUACAAUAUAAUGUUCAUGUUCAUGUUGAAAUUAUUAUAAUCUAUAAGUCUUUGGAAACAAUGACGCAUUAUUUUGGACAUUAAAUUUUGACUUUGACGAGUGGAACUCAACAUUACAAUUCAAACACUACGUCGUCGUGUUUCUGUAGUAUUUUUCAUUUUUAGUUACUAUCAAGUAAUUUUGAUUUCGAACGGUGAACGAGGAUGAGCUGCUAUAUGUUUAAGAGUUUGACGUAGUAACAUUUAAGAUGCAAACAAACGCGUAUACUUUAUACACAGUGUAAUGAUGUCGUUUUUUGAAUUCCCAAUUUAAAACCCGGAAUAUUGCGAAAAGCCCACACUCUGCAAAAACUGUCGUGUUAUUUGUUGCAUUCAAAUUUGAAAUAACAACUCGUAAAUAUAUAUAUAUAUAUAUAAUACUUUUAUAUAUAAGAAUCGAAUAUUGUUGCCAACUAGGGAAAACAAAGCAUUUUCAAUCACGUGGGAUUCGGUUAAAUUUAAAAAAUCGUUUUACUAGCUAAAAAUUUGUGUAGAUUCAUUUUGUAUUGAAUAUUGUUUAUUUAACAUUGUAAUAAUUCUAAAACAAAAAAAAAUAGAGCAAAAGAUAAAAAAAAAUGUUUCUUGAAACACGAUGUCGGUAAUUGACCGAAAGGACUUUGGUAAUAGGUGUAGGUAAAAAUGACGAAAAUGUAAUUAGGUCAAUUCUUUUGAUUUUAAAUUAUCUAUAUUUUUUAAAUUUAAUAUAUUUUAUUAAAUAAUGCGGAAAUAACGUAAAAUGCGUUUGGCAUUUUCGUGAAUCUUCAUUUCGUUUUGUAUUACUUAUUUCUUUAUUACAAAACUUCGUGCAUCUUUAUAAUGUAGUGUAUAAUUUUGCUUUCUAAUCACCAUUAAAUUUUAUUGUUCGGGUUUACUUUUUAUUUAAAUCUCGAACGAACUUCCUGUAAUAUUUUUAGGUUCGAUUUUUUGCACAAUGCGAUACAACGACAGUCUAUUCGUUUUGGUGCACAGCUCUGUUUAAUAAAAUGAAUACAUUUUUUUCAUCUUACCAAUACUGAUUUACUUCCAGCGUAUGCUAAAUAUUAUUGUUCUGGACGCGUAUUAUACUUAGUCUUGUAUUUUUACGGUUCGUGACUUCGUGAUCUUCGUUAUACACUGCAAUCGUUAAAUUAUACGUAUAUACCCACCAAAUUACAUUUUAUAAAUUUUGAUGAUGCGAUGAUGCUUUCUAUUAAAAACAUUUUGAAUUAAUGAUCGAUAUAAUGAAUGACUACUAGGAAUACUCUUUAGAAAAGUCGAGGCAUAAAUGUGGACUGCUGUAUCGUUAAAUGUUAUUACAUAUAUAUAGAUAAAGUGUUAAUAAUAAUAUACGAACAACUUAGUAAUUUAAUGACUAUAUUUACUUUAAUAAUUAUAGCCACUUGCCUCGGUUAUUCACUUACUCCAUCUGACCUUAUUUAUUUUCUGUCUAUACACCUUGUAUAUUAUAUUAUAUUGUAUUCCUCUGUCCAUUUUACAAAUCAAUUUGAGAAACAUAUUACAAUAACUUAACUCUGCUGAAGUUAUUUUUAAAUCAAUAUUGGUAAACAUAAUUAUAAUAUAAUAACGAGAUGAGAGCUGCUCCGUGGGAAAUUAUUGUAUAUCCAAAUUUGUAAUAUUAAAAUUCAUUUUCCUAUAUAAUAUGUAUAAUUUUGUUUUGUUUUGACGAACCAAAAACCGACUUGAUAUCACACCCGAGUAUAAUAUAAUUAAUUUAUCCAAGGACAUAGAUGUUGUGAUCGAAUAUUGUCAACCGAUCUGUGACUAUAGGCUUUUUCAAUAUAAUCGUGGUUUUUAAAUAAAUGUUUCUAUAAAAUGUAUAGUUUAUUUAGUAUUUAUACAUGCAAAGGUAUAUAAUGAAUGUUAGGGGAAAUUGAUCCUGUCUAGGCAAUUUGAAUCACGAAUAUAAACUAAUUAAUUAAGCAAUUUUGAAUUAUUUCUUAUUUGUUAUAUUAUGAAUGUUAAAAAAAAUUAUAUUAUACCUAAUUAAAGAUAUCAUUACAGCUAAAAAUCUGUCUGUUUUGAAAUACACCGUAUAAACGUUUUAUUAUCUCCGUACUAUUUUUAAAUAAAAUUUUUAUACCCGAUUUACCCAUAUCAGAUAUUAAAAUAUUCGAGCUAUGUUGAUACAGAUAGUCAGUCAACAACGCCUAUUUAAUAUUUCCGAUUAAACAGUCUAGUUUUCGUGAUUUACAAAACACUUCGUAGUCCGUACGUGUACAAUAAUAAUUCAACGGCAGUUUACGAUUACGAAAGGUUUGCACAGAUCGUCAAUGUACUUGAUAUUUCAGUUUCAUUGCAAGAAGUAUCUCGUGCUUUCUCUAAUUAGGAGGACAAGAAUACAAUCGAUGCACUUGUACAUAGCUUUGUGAAACUUAGAAAUGCAAAUGUAGAAAAGCAGACAGACUUUGCAAUUCUAAGUGCCAUUCAAGUAAACCAUAUACAAAUAUAUAGGUAAUAAUACAAUUCUAAAUAAAUGAUACCUAAGUAAAAGUAAAAGUAAAAGUACUUAUUUCGUAGGGGUAUCUGAACUCGGGCACCUCCUAAAUCAGGCCCUGUAUUCUAUUAUAUAUAAUAAUAUUUAAAUAACAAUACGUUUUUGAUCGAAGAAAAAUAUUAUCAGUGAACAAUUAAUAUUUUUGAAUAAUGUAAUAAUUUAAGAAAACGCAGGUGCUAACUAUAGUUUAGCAAUUUAGCAUAUAUAAUUCUAUUAAAUAAUAAUUAUUAUUUGAAUAUUAUUUUUUAGCUAGUAAAUUACUACAAUUCAACGGUUUCAUAACUGGUGAGAAUAUUUUUCAUUAUUUAUUAAACGUUUAAAUCAAAUAAUAUAUUCCAAAAAAAGGUCAAAAAAAUAAGUUUGAAAGAACAUUAUUUUAUAGAUGAAAAUGGCUACUGCCUUCAUAAAAAUUAUUUUCGAUGACCGUUGGUUGUAUAAGUAUUAUAUAAUAUUAAUAUUACAGGGGGAAUUGUAACAGUACGAUGGGGUACUAUUAUUAUUUUUUUUUUUAAACAUUGUCCUUGAACGAGUUCAAGAUCAAUAUAAAUUUCCAUUAUUAUUAUUAUUACACACACGUCUCAUAAUUUUUAUAAGUGAUGCGUAAAUUAUAAAUUACUUCUUAUAGACCGAAAUAUUCGAUAUCAUUUGAAAUUUUUUUUUUUAAUCUUGGCUCACAUAGGUCUAGUAAGUUAAUUUACAAGGUUAUCUCAAGUAUCGAAGGAUAACUGUUGUUUUUCUGUGCAGUCUUACAUUCGUUAUCAAUAUCCCGCACUUCGGAAUGGCCUCGAUGUAGGUAAUAGGAGAAAUAUUUUAUUUUGCUUCUGUCUAAUAAAGUUGUAUCACUUUAAAUGUCAUAUUAUACACCAUUAUAUCUCCGUAUUGAUGAAUAAAAAACACGCAUAACAAAUACAAUAAAGUAUUUGAUAACAGAAUUAUUAUUUGAGAAAUCGGAAUGCGCGAUGUUCUGUAGUAGUGAAUCAAGUUGUAUUCAUAUAGGUAGAUAUUAGAAUUAGGUAUUGUUUCAAUGGCAAAACAUUAUUUUAGAUUGUUAUUGUCAAAUUUCCUCCGAAAAUAGAGACAAUUGCUAUUGUAUUGUGUCUGUUAUUAAAAUAAACAGUACAUAUUUUUUUAUCACGAACCAGUAAUUUUUCCGGUGGAUUUUAAGUGAAUUUUAUUUCUGUUUUUUUUUUUUAUUAUCAUCAUGUAGUCUCGUACAAGCUUUAUUUUAAAAUCAUUUUAAAUUAUUCACCCUUUUUAUAUAUACUUUUGGUUUUCAAAUAGGAACCACCCUACUGAACACGGAUUCGAAUAGAUUUUUAAUAAGAAUAGAUCUAGAACAUUUGUCUAGAUUUUUUAAUAUGCAUUACACUAAUAUCAAAUUUACCGUUUAUGAAUUAUAACCGUUUAAAGUUUAGACCGGAGCGGUAGGGAUGGGCAAUAAAUUGCAUAUCUAUUUUUAAAUGAUAAAUGAAUAUCUUUCCUACUUCCUCGGUCUAAACUUUUAAUGGUUAUAAUUCAUAAGCGGUAAAUUUGAUUUAGUGUAAUAAAAAUAUUCUUUAUUCGAAUCUGUGUUCAAAAAAGAAGGUUCCUAUUUAAAAAAUAAAAGUGAAUACUUAUUUAAGGUAUAUAAAGAAAGGAUGUAAAAUUAAAAUGGUUUUAAAAUAAAGCUUAAACGACUCUACAACGAUUAACAAAUAAGCCGAAUACUAAUUCACUUAAAAUCCACUGAGAAAAUUGCUGGUUCAUGAUAAAACAAUCACCUUGUAUAUAUUUCUAUUUUUCCCACUACUUUUGGACAGUUAUAGCAACUAAAUGAACUAAAACUCAGCAAUGUUGCGGGAGAAUGGAAUUCUUUUAGAUUUGAAUACCUUUACAGACUGUCCACCCCUCAAAUAAAGCCCGGGUGAUAAAAUUUUGGUAUAUGCAUAGCGUAUAUUUAAAGGAUGUGUCUUUUAGAUCGUUUCAACUUUCAAACCCUGCCCUUAACAUUACCAUUUUUAUGCUCACAUUUUAACAUUUUUUUUUUUUUAUGAGUAAGAACUAAUUUGUAGGUAUACUAUACUAUAGUACGAGUACUAUUGUAGUAGGUAUUGGAUUAUUAAUUGUAUAAUAAAGAAAUAGCUGGGAGGAAAUUUCGGCUCCAUAGUGACGGAGCUAUCCGUUGCUCAUGGGUGGUUUUUUAAUUUUUAAUUUUAACUUUCGGUGGUAUUGUAAUUUGGUUUUUAUUUUUAAAUUUUUACACCGCAUAAUAUAGUCGGGGGGGGGGGACGAUGAGUGACAUAGUUGUACCUACUAACGUAACAUAUGACGUAUAAUUAGUAUGUAUUUUGUAAAAUGGAAAAGUCAAAUAUAAUAAUAAUUGUUUCCCAACAUGUUCUUGUAUGUAUUACGUGUGAAAUAUUCGGAUUACAUAAUAUAUAUAAUAAUAAUAUAAACGGUUAAGUAAGGUCUGUGUAGAAAAUUGGCAGCGUUACCGCGGCAUAAGCGCGCAAGCUCAACAACAAGCUCGUAUCAUUAAAAAUAUUUAUAUUUUUUUUUUUUUUGUUAAGUAUUGAAUUUCAUUCGAUCUCAUUAGGACCACUGUCACAAUUAAAUUAAAUAUUGUUCGACUUAAAUACAAAUCAGACAUAGACCUGUUCCGCUUAUAUAUCAUAGUAGUGGGUAUACCUAUUUAAUAUUUUUGUGAACGGACUAACAAUAAACUAUUAUAAUCUUAUAUCUUAUCGAAAUAGUCCAAUGUUGGGAGGAGAAUCUCUGGGUAAUUGAGUUUUGAUCAUUUGUUUUUAUCAAUUGUUACGAUACCUUAUUAUUAUAAACAAAACAAUACCUACGCACGAAGAGUUUUUUUAAUUAUUUUAUUCACAUUCAAAAUAGAUAUUUAUUUUUUUUUAUAUGCCUACACAGAUAAUAUACGAUGCGAUCUCUCCGUAAGAAAUAUUUGUGAACGAAUUUGUAUUUAUUUUGGAUUACGAGCGUAGCGAUGAAUUACAUAUUGGUUUUAGUGUUUUAGUAUAUUAUUUAUUACUGUGAUGUGUGAUUUUUAUUUUCUGUGUUUAUUGAUUCAGAAAUGUUGUCACAAUCAAAAAACGUCAAGAAAGCUUUUUUUUUUUGUAGAAUAUUGGAUUUAUUUGGUGCGUUAAGGUUUACUGUACUGUACUGCGACCAUAGUAAUUUCUAUUAUUUUCAAUUUUGUUUUUAUUGUAAAUAAAAUAAAAAUUGUUCACUUAUAAAAAUAAUCGGAAAACCUGAAAGUAUAUAUAUUAAUAUUAUAUAUUAUAUUAUUUAUUAACAUUAUUACCUGAUCCUUUUUAGACGUGGUUACAUUUUUAAAAAAUUCUAGCAAUUUAUAAAUUAUUUUUAAUAAUUUAAAAUGUUCUAGAUUUAUUUAGUUUCAUUGGGAUAAACAUUUUUAGGAAUUUCAAAAAUGCUUAUUGUAAAAAAAUGUAUAUAGAGUUCAACGUAAUUUGUUCUUUAGGUAAUAUAAAAAUGUCGAAAAUUCGUAUUCAGAAUAAUAAUUUAUUUUUUUUGCAUUUUUCGUGAUUUAAAUUUGCUCUCAAAGUUAUUUAAACUAUUUGAAUAGGUAUAAUAGUUUUUCUUUUAUUUAUCAUUAGCAGAGCCAUGUCAAGUAAUUCAGUGCCCCGUGGCAACAUUUUUUCGCGUCCCUUUUCUACGAUUUAACCACUAAUUAUUUUCUUAUUAUAUUGAUCUCUACGGGACACCAUAUUACCACACACCACGAAAACUAACCAAAUAUAUUAUGCAUUAUACAUAAUUGUUAAUUUGUGUUAGUUAAAAAUAUUUAUAACAAACUAAUCAUAAACAUAAUUAACAUAUAAAAAUACCAAACAAUAAUUUAUAAUUUUUUCUUGCUUUAUCUUUGGCUUAUACACUUCCAUUUAAGUCUUGAAACACAAAUUUUCAGUUCCUGGACACACCCAGAUGGAGUAUGACUCUGAUCCAGCUCAAAGUGAAAAAAAAAGAAGCAUUUUGAUUCUCCUAUUUAUCAUCCCCAUGACUGGGUUCAAUUCAUAAGAAUGACAGGAAAAAAAACUUCAUUUAAAGUAAUAUAAAUGGAAAAAUAAGAUUUCAAAGAUAUUGGAAAUAUUUACAAAUCGAAUACAUUAAUGAUAAAAUACAAAAUGAAAAUGGCGAUACUAUUGUGUGGGGAUCAAUUUAAUGAUUUAAAUUUGAGAAAAAAUAUUCAUUUUAAGUAUACUACAAUAACACUGUUUUUAGUAGUUUAUAGAAACUCCCAUAUAAUAAAAUAUUAAAACCAGUUUUCCGUCGAGCAAGGCUUAGGUUAUAUUCACCUUCAAAGUGAGAGUGAAUACAACUAUUGAAAACCAAACAAUUCCUACUUAUAAUGAAAACACUAAACAUUUUAAUAUAAAAAAAGAAAGAUUUACUGUCUUUGUUAAAAUAUAUACCAUGGUUUUAAAAUAAACAACUCCUAAUAUAUUAUAUUAGGAGCUGUUUAUAUAGUUCUCAUAAUUAUUAAUAUAUUGAGUAAAAAGUAUUGUACCUAUUUCAACAAAAUUUUGCUCAAAAGAAAAACUUAGUCAUGUGUGAUAACGAUAAGGAACAAGUCAAUUUAAAAUUAUCUAAACAUAAUUAAUCAUGCGCUUAAGGGAAUCAGUCCAAAGUUAAUAAAAUAAUUUAAGUUUAAAGAAAAUCCAUGUUAGAAGAACCAAUUGAAAAAUAAAUGUCAAAAAUAUUGAUUAAUAAUUGUAAUUUUUGAAUAUUAUAGGCAGUUUUUUUUUAGUUGUCUUAAAAUAGUGUUUUUCUGAUUUUUUGAUUUUUUUGUCCGUCAAUAACUUUUCUACUAGAAAUCUUCAAAUUUAGCAUCUUUUCUGAAAGAAAUUUUUUUCUAAUUGUUGCAUUGAAAUGGUAAUUUUUCUUGUGGUUUUCUUAACAAUUGGGGAAAACACGUAGGAAAAACGGGAAAAUGUACGAUAAUACGGUUUCAUUAUUUUUAAUUUUUGUUUUCAAAUCGUGGACUCAGGUACGAAGAAGAACCGUAUUGAAUAUGUAAGUUUGUAUGCUAUCGUAUAAAUUUCAUAUUUUACAAACACUCAUAACGAUGCGUAUUUCUAAACCAUAUCGCACAAUAUUAUAUUGUUAUAUGUGACGCUUUUACAGUUAUUCUUAUACAUUUUAUCUAUUGAUAGUUUUAAAUAUAUAUUUUUUUAAAUGUAUAUAUAAUAUCUGAAUAUCUGAAUAAUAAGAAAUCGUCUCAAUAUUAUUAUAUACAUCGAUACGUAUAUUUCUUUUCUUUUUUUUUCUCUAAUAUUCAAACUCAUGAAUUAUAUUGUUUUUUUUUCUAUUCUACUUAUCGAAAAAAAAAUGUUAAAAUAACUGAAUAUAAUUAUAAGAGAUCGGAAUUAUUUUCUUUGAAUUUUAAAUAGCAUUGCGUCAUUGUUUUUGUGACCACUAUAUUAUUAUUAUUAUUCUAUUAGAGCUGUAAUGGUAGUGCAUAGUUUAACAUACUCAAUCAAUCAAUCAAUAUCGAUCUUUCGAAUUUAUUUUGCUGUACCAAAAAUAAAUAUAUACAUAAAUUAAUUAAUAACAAGUACUUACUUAUAUGUUAAUACUUUUUUGAAAAUAUAAUUUUUAGAAGUAAAUAGCAAUUUAAUUUUACAAUAUAAUUUGCUCUCGUUGAAUAAUAAUAAGUUAAACGACAUCGUUCUAAUCAAAUAAAUACCUACAUGUAAGUACCUACUUAUCAAAUUUAAACACUUUAUAUUUAUACGCAAGAUAUUUUUUAUUUUUGUUUUAGAUAAUUAAUAUAAACUAAUAGUUGUACAUAAAUAGUUAACAUUAUACUCAUAUUACUAGCUAUCGCAAUUAAUAUGAUAUGUAUUACGGGUUGUUAAUAUUGACGUAAAAUACAUAAUAUUAAAAUUGAUUAUUUACUAUUAUUUCAUGAAUGAAUAGAACGUUGAUCGUUUAGAAAAAUUCAACCAUCAGAAAAAUCUUGCGAGAACUAUUAUUUAUUAUUAGAAAUAUUCAAAUUUAACGGGUAGAUAUGCAUUAGAAUUUUGGUAUUUCUUCUUUGUAUAGCCAUAUGUUGUUCUUAUUAUAAUGCGUGCAAGAAACAAUACAAAAUAACGUAUGUUUUUUAUCGGUCAACAAAAUUUGACUGCAGAGGCUAUUUAUUAAAUCUACACACCUAUAUACUAUGUGAAUGUUUAUCAUUAUCACUUAAAAGUUUAUGACUUAUGAGUACUACAGUAUUAUAAAAUAUGAUAAAACGAAGAGCUUUUAUAUUAUAGGUAUUUAUAAAUAUUGAAGUGUGUCGUGAAUAGGAUAUUGGUUUUAAAGAAAUUGUGUGCACAUAUUGCGAAAUAUUAUGAAAAUGCUCCGGAUAUAUAACGUACCUAAUUGUAAUAAUGUACAUGUGGAAUAAUUUAAAAUUUAUUGAUUUUUCAGAUAAUUCCGUUAUUUCAAUAUUUUGUAAAAAUAUUUUAAUGGUAAGCAGUCAAAGAAUAUAAUAAAGUUAAACUUCGAUAGUCUAUUAUAAUAUAUUUUGUCCUUGGGAAAAUAAAUAACCUUAAGUCAAUUAUUUAUAGUUUUCAACAUAAACAAAUUUAAUUUCGAAAAUUUCCAAAUGAAUAUUGACUAAAUUUUUUAAUGGCUAAAUCACUAAAUGGCCUAUAAUCUAAAUACAAGCAUUCUAAAUAGCUUAAGCAAUAUAAUUGUAUUUACGUUUUUUUUUUCUAACAUAAAAUAGUCAUAGUGAUUUUAAGUAUUUUAAUAUUCGGUACAACAAGUAUUAGAAUUUAAGUAUUUUAAUAUUCGGUGCAAGUGUUAGAAUAUGCAUACACUUAUGCGAUUUACACCAACAAAUAAAAGCCAAAGGGGAAAAAUUACAUUAGGCACUAUUAUAAAAAAGAAAUGCCAAAAAUUGACUGGUGCCUCUUUUCCCUGGAGCCAAAGAUAUACACAUGUAUAGUACUAUACGAUUUUUCCGUUCAUUCAUAAACUAUAAUAUUUUAGUAUCAAUGAUUAUUAAAGUAUUAGGUACAUAAAAUAAUAAAUAACCUUCGAAGAUAUACAGCCAAAUCUCAAUAUUUGUUAGUUUUAGCGCAAAUAACACCUAAUAAUAUGUUAUUGACCUAAGGAUUAUAAUAUCGUAUAAUAAUCAGAAAUUAUAAAUAUUAUUAUUCUAAACUUUUAUUGCCCGGUAAAUAUUUAUCUUUUUAUUGUUAUAUAAUAACAUGAGUAUCGUCGUUCUCUAUUUAAAUAUUUAUAUUCUUUUUAUAAUAUUUAAUAAAUAUUAUGUUACGAAUUAAUUACAUUGAACUUUUAUUUUAUUGAUGUAUAUACGUGAAUAUAUAUUCAAGAGAAUACAUCAUGUACAUUUUUAUUGUCUUUAUGUGUCGUAACUGUUUCGUUGAUUCAUUCAAAGCCAUACGAAAUAAGUAAUUAAUAAUUUUUUCGUAGUUAGUUAAUAAUAUUUGUUUAGUUAUAAUAUAUUUUAACUGUUGAUUUUAAUUAAACAAUUGCACUUUUUAAUUUUAUAUUUAGCCGUGGAAACUUGAAAUUUAAUUAUUAUUACUUCGAUAAAGUACUUUAGUAAAAAUCCAAUCGUUUUUCUAAUUUCUUUUUUCGCUAAAUAAACUGUAGUCGAAGUCGAUUUAAACUACUUCCCAGUAGGUUGUGUUGGGAAGAACGUGAUCAUUCUAUAGUCUUUCACUAAAAUGUAUAUACAAGGUUGGGCAAAAUACAAGAUACACCAUACUAGAUACAUUGAUUUUCAGUAACUAAAUACAAUACAUACUAGAUACUUAUGUAAUAAUUAUUGCAAUAUAAGAUACUUGAUACCUAUACAGUUACAUUAUAAUUCAAAUAUUAAUUACACUUUUCACGCAUGUAAUAUCUUAAAAGACACGGUGUUUAUUUAUUUUAAAAUUCCCCAACAAUCUCCCCCCUCAUUUUCAUACAUUAAUUAAAUAUUCAUUGUAUUUUUCGAAGAGCCUGGGGACAGGGGAGAAAUGAGUCAGCUUGUCCCUCCUUCCGAUUCCUAUAGACAAGAUGUACUUCAAAUUAGAUACGUUCCAAAAUUGUAUCACAAUAUAAAAUACAAUUGUAUUUAAGGUUUGUAUUAAGAUACGCUUAUCAAAUAUACUACCAAACCUUGCCUAUACAGAGUGAUCCAUUUAAGUGUGUACACUCGAUGUCUCGGAAAGUAUUUACUUUUUUCAAUAUUUUUUUUGAACAUUUUAGAAACAAAUUGUUCUAAAAUCUAAAAUGCGCGGCAUUCUAAUAAUACAUCACAACUCUCCCUCGACCCAAACUUAAAAGUAGAAUAUUUCGUUUAAGAAUUGACGGAAAUCAAAUAAUUUAGCAUCAAAAAUUAUUUUUAGCUAAUACAUCUAUUUAUGGAAUUUUAAAUAUAGGUUGACAUUUGAAAAUAAAAGUAGGUAAUUGUUUUACUCCCGAAAAAUAGGGUGAUAAAAAUAACGUUAAAUUUAAAUUUUUUUAAAUUAAAAAAAAAAAGAAGAAAGUAAAUUCAUACUCUCCGAGAUAUUGAAUGUACCACUUAAAUGGAUCAUCCUGUAUAUAGACUAUCAUUUUGAUUGAUACCAUUCGGUGAAACCACUGACCACAGAUAACUUCUUAUUAUAACUAUGUUAUGUAGUUUGUAUAUACCAUAAUUUUUGUUAAAACUAAUCUUCGAAAACCAACCCACCACGAAUACAUGCACAUUAAAAAGUCUUUACCGUGACCCGAUCACUUUGUCUGCACGCAUCGUUGGCAAUGAAUUCUUAGUGUUUUAUUUAAUUAGUGUUACUAUUAGUAGGUAGGUAAGUUGUUAUUAAAUUUAGGUAUGUAGGUACAUAUUUUUUUUUAACAUUAUCGUUUAUCUCUCGUGUACACAAAUAACAUAGAGAUAUCUUAUCCUUUUUCAACCUUUUAGUCGAAAGUAUUUUUUUUUACCGCUUUUAUAGCUCACCGAGCUAAAACAAAUAUAUAACAAGAAUAUGUAUAGUGAUAUUCAAAUCAAAUUACAUACUAUAGGUACACUUCAGUAAACAACACUACGCGAAUUUAUUAUUAACGAAGGCGGGUGUUUGUAGAAAAAAAAUAUAUCCGAGUCAUUUCAUUUAAAGACUACGUAAAAAUAAAAUAUUCAGAGUUAUUAUAAUAUGCAAACAUCAGUUAACGUAUACCUACUUGGUCGGACUGUUAUUAAAAUCGUGUAAACUUUUGCAAGCUAUGUAAAAUACUUAAACACUCGUUAUUAUUUUAUUUUUCCUCGUUAUUUCAAAAAUGUAUGUAUUCGUUUUAUAUUCUGAACCAGACUCGAGAAAAUGAUAUUAUGCUGUACAUCCGUAGUUGUAGCUUGUAUAGGCAUCUGGAAAAUAAUGUAAUGUAAAGUCGUUUUAAUUUUCGUGGUCAUUAACGCUCGAUGGAAAUUUAUAAUGUCAGCGAUCUCCAGCAGUUUAACCGAAUUCCAGACAGAUUGCAUGUAUCGUCGAAAAUCGUUCUUUCACGGCGAUUGUUGCUGUUUUAAAUAUAAAUACCUUCUCUUUCUAUAUAAUAUAUUAUUACAAUACUUGUAGCACCGUUUUAAAACGGUAUCGCGUACGGUAUAAUAAUUUACUAUAGAUAGCUAUAUAAUAUUGUAAUACAAUGUCAAGGCGGUGAUAUUGGCCGACAUAAGAUGAUUGAUUAUAAUAUAACAUUCGAUGAAACCAGCAAAUAACCGCAAAGUACGAGGAGACGAUGCAAAAUAAAUUAAUAUUAUACAAACAAAAGUGGAUUUGAGGGAGAGGUGAUGGAAAAAUUACCCCUUCCCCCUUAGAAUUUUUUUUUAUUACCUACUGGAACUCAUAGGUAAUAAAGAUAUGGAUAGAAUAUUCUUAUAUUAUUAAUGUUUCAUGAUUUAUUUAUGAAAUGAGACAUUUGUUUUUUUUUUUUUUUUUUUAUAUAGCUUUUUAUCUAUGGUGAUAACUGAUAAGUCUCUUCUGUAUUUUCGGCUCACCGGAAAUAUCGCCCAACAAAAAAAAAAAAUGGCCCAUCCAUUUCUGCAUUAUUAUCUAUGUUCAGAGGCGCAAACCAUUUCAAAUAACGUGGAGGCAAAUAUAAGUUACCAAAAUACCCGCUCAUCAUUGGGAAAAAAAAAUUAACUCACUUCACUAUCAUAUACAUCCAUUAACUCGAUUUCCUCAAUAAUCAUAAACAAUAAUUACCUACAUGCGGAAUGUAUGACGACGAUGAUGGCUUAUAUCACAAUAUAAUAUUAAUAUAGGUAUGUGAAAUGGUAGAAACUCAAAAUAAUAUCGAAGCAUGUAUCAUGUUAUUGUAAAAUAUAAAUAAACGCGUUCCACAGUUAUACACAGAGAUUAAUCCUUAAUGGUAUCAAUGAUCGCCAGAAUUUUUUGAAAAUUUAAAUCUAGAAAAACCAAAUUGAAAAUAAUAAAUCGUAAACUUCCCAUUUUUCUUAUAUUUUUCGCUGAUUUUUCCAAUCAUUAUGAAAACUGCUUGGAAAAUAACCUCUCAAAAGAACCAAUUAGAUGCAAAAUUCUAUAAAAACGUUUUCUUGGUUUUUUGGUUAGAGCAAGAUUUCUAAUAGUAAAGAAAUGGAAUAAAAUAAAAUAAGAAUAGAAUUUUAUUAAUAAUUAUAUUAUGUUCUUUAUUAACAAUGGGUUUUACUAAAAUAUUUAUAGUACCUAUAUUUGAAUUCAAACUCAUCGAUUAAGUCGAGCCGUCGUGCACUAUUCAUACAUUUAUAUACAAGUAUCACCUGUAUUAAACCUAUCGAAUAUCUUGGAGCUUAAGUACUAAGUCAAUGAGUGUGAAUAAUUAAUAUACUUAUUCUAAAAAACCGUCUGUUUGAACAGUUCCAAUUCGAUUAUUAGUGCUGCACACCGAGUGGGUAAAUAUUAUUGAAAUCCCGUACUUAAUUAUUUUUCGCAGAUUAUACCGAAUACCAUUUAAAAGGCUUUCAUCGGUCGUGUGAAAAUAAUUAAUUUACAUACUUAUAGUUCGUAUAUUAAUAAUCGAUUUUUCGAAGGUGAUCAUAAGUACAUGACUUUUAUAACUCGAUCAACGUGAAUCCUGCAGCGUCAUUGUAAUUAUGUUUAACCGCAUUUUAACUUCUAAAUUGCGAUUUGAAUCGUAUUGUGCGUCAUAUGAAGUGAUAAUUGUAAAACUUGAUUUUCGUUCAAAAUUGUCACCAGGUUCCGUGACUGUUGAGUUUUGAGUGUUUUGACCGGGAGAGCCUCUUGGAUCAUGUUUAUUUAUAUUUUGGUAGGACUCAAGUCCCUCCCAUCAAGUCGAUAUUCCACAACUACAAUAAUGUAGUUUAGUUACUAAUACUCAUUAGUUUUGAUUUAUUAUCAUUUCUAUCACUAUACGCUACUGUAUAAUAAUCAAAGUCGUUGCGAAAUACUACUAUACGUUUAUAUAGUAUCAAGCUCGGUAUCCUCGAUAAAAAUGUUUUAAAUAUUUGUUUGGCAUACGUCAUAUAUGUACGAGUUCAUGCAGCCGCGGUAAUAAAACUAUAAUCCACAGAUAAAAAAAAAACCACAAAUAGCAAAAACACAUUACGUGAGAAUUAUUAAAAAACGAGGCAUUGAUAUAAUAAUAUUAUUAAACGACACGUUAUAUUAUAAUUGCAUAGCAGUGCACGGUGGUAAAAUGUAUAACUACAUCUAUUUUUUUUUCUUCUUUUCUAAUGCUCUAUACUAUAGAAUGUAUAGUGUAUUAUUUUUACGAACAGUCGAAAGAUUGUUAAGAUUGUGGCAGUGACGUAAUUCGAAUUUUGUCAACGAGGGAGAAAUUUAAUUAUUGUAAAAUUUGUUGUAGUAGUAUUUAUUUGUACUAAUUAGGUCUAUGAAUUUAACGCACUAUAAAAUGUUAAUAAAAUGCAUUUAAAAAUAGAAAUAUGCAGUAUAAAAUGAAAUUAAAAUACAUUAUAUAACUUUAAAAAAAGUAAAGAGCUGAUAUUGGGGAUAGGAGCAGCUACUGUUGUGGGUGAGAAGUUGGGAAGGUAGAAUACAUAAAGUUAUUUCAUUUAUAUCUGUAAUCAAUGAUAAACCAUUGCUUGACGAAAGACGAUUCCGUACAAUUAUUUAAGUAAUAUUCGUCAUUUAUAAUUUAUAACAGUAAACCAUUGCUAAUGAAAAAUGAUUAUCUUGAUUUUCUUUAGAAUUUGAUCUUAAAACAAAUAUAAAAAAAUAAUAAUACAUUACAGUCUAUUUUGUUUGAACCAUUAAAUACAACUUAUAAUAAGCCUCCUGUUAAUUGUUCAAGCAUUUCUGUUUGGUCGAACAGUUAUGCCUACAUAGUAUCUACCAAAUAAAAACUAAUAAGUAAAAAACUUGCAAAAAUAAAAUGUCUAAAAAUAGCUCAAAAAUUACUUAAGUACAUUUUUCCGUUCUUUCUACGUUUUUUUCUCCCGAUUUUGCUCAAUUAUUAAGAAAAAUACAUAAAAAAUUAAAGACUAAAUUUUUUACUUAUCAACAAGAUGUAAACCGCAACAAAAAAGGUAUGUUUUUAUUUUUUCGAUUGAAGUAAUAUUUCCUAAAGAAAACAUAAAGCGUAAAAUUUUUGUUAUUUCCAAAGGCCACCCGUGAAAAUACCUAAAUAUAAAUUUCCGUACCAUACCUUAAUCCAACCCACAAGGAAGUCAAACGUUUAGUAAUAACCUUUGUCAACCGAAAUAGAAUUAAAAGUUAUCGAAUUAGGUACUUAAUUAGUACUUUUGUUAUAAAUCAUUUCGAAACAAAUUGUAUUUAUUUUUAUUAUCACGUACCUAUAUAGUGUAUACAUAUUAUAAUUACAAUACGUGUACUAUACAUAUUGUUAUUAAACUAACUACGGGAGUAUAAAAAGUACAUAUACAUGACUAUUAUUAAGUACGCUUGCGUUUUUAAACACAUGCGCAUUGUUAAAUACACGGGUUUCAUAAUUCACGUGUAUUUAAAUACACGUUAAACCGUAAACCCUAAUCUGUACGAUUCCGUUCUCUCCUCAGUAAACGACGUAUAAUUGGUACGCACGCUAAAAUCGAAACUGAAAGGUUGAAAUUAUUAGGAAUCGGUGAAAAAUAACGGCCCGAGCACAAAAGAUAUAAUAAAUUAACAACCGCCCCGGUGCGAUUUUUUUGUUGACACGUGCAAUAUGUUUUUGUCCGUUCAAUACUGACACGGGCAAAGCCGCGCGGGAUAUCGGCUAAUAGUGUAUUCGUCAAAUAUUACGUUCGACAGACGCCAUCCUGCCCUACAACUCCGCGUAUAUUCUUACGUUGUGUGUCGCGCGUGUCACCGGGCGACCGCGCGCUGGAAACGUUUUCCGGCCGCGGCCGGAAAAAAACAUUGCACACGGAGAGGGCAGAACGACAGUCGAUAACGGAGCCACAUAAUUUUAUACGGACUCUCCGGCGGGGGUUGGCGGCAAAACUAAGCUUUUUUCUUUUUCUUUUUUUUUUCUCUUUUAGAUUCUGAACGCGGUUUUUUUUCUGUCUGUAUACGACUUUUCUGCCGGAAAUCUUGUUCCAAAUUAAACAAUAACUGCAUAGGACAUUUUUUUCUGUAGAAUUUCGAAUUUGGUUGGUGCAUUUGGUGAGAGAUUCGUUUUUGAUUUUCCAAGCAGUUUUUACUAAUAACGAUAAACUGAAUAAAAACGGAUAAAUGUACACAGCGAUAUACGUCUUAUUAUUUUCGAUUUUGUUUUUCUAUACCUAAAGUCUUGCCGUAAAAAUUUCAAGUGUAGUAUAUUUUCUGAAAAUUGUCUAAUUAGGUGGUAAUUUUUUUAACAGUCGUUAAUAGUCGUUUCAUUAUGUUCCUGGCGCGUCAUUUUGGCGAUUUGUGAACUAAAUUCAGGCAUUUGACAUUUCCGCGUUAUUUAGUUUUUAUUUGGUUUUACGCGGAGAAAAUAUUUUUGACCGAGCAGAAAUGUUUAUACAUUUUACAUAACGUAAAUUUUAAGUUGCGCUUGGUGGUGAAAAUAAGAAUUAUGUUUAAUGUUGUGUUUUUUUUUUUUUAUUUAAAUAUUUAAAGUUCAAAUUUUAACGAAAAUCGUAUAAACCACUGCAUUUAAAAAUAUCUGUAACCGCUCAAAAUCGUAUUACGCCAGCGAUUAUCGAUCGCUACGUACAGAUAUAAAUUAAUUAACUCUAAGUAGCCUGUGCCAUCCGGAUUUCCUACCUAAGACUGCGGCAAGCCCGUCCCCGUUAUCAGCUCCUUUCUUGUCUUGUCUUUGUAAUAUAGUUCACUGAAUAUAAUACUUGAAUUAAUAUGCGUGGGGCCCGCGGACUGGCCGAUAAGAGGCGUUAAGCGGCGUGUAUAAUCAUAGUUAUAUACCAAGCGUAUUACGUACGCGGUUAUCCGUUCGCGCUUAAAUAUUAAGCGUUUAAUUGCGUCGUGUCGUACUGACGUUACGGCGCGCGACCACCGCGAUCACGAUCGGGGCGACGACGGCGGGCGAUGGGACGCGGCCGGUGGAAAGAGAAAUCGCGACGGACAUUGGGAAAAAAAAAAAAAAAACCGUACGCGGCAUGCGCUCUGUUUAAAUGGGAUCCCGAGCGCCGCCGUCCGUUCAUUCGACUGUUGUUCGCCGCCACCGUCGCGUUGACGUUCGUCGCCGUCCGUAUAUUAGUUCGAAACCGCGAUGCUAGUGAUCGCUUCGAUUCGACGGAUGCAAGUAAGUUUUUGGAUCUAUCGCGUGUGUUUUUUUAUUAUAUUGAACGAGUUUUUUUAAUUUUUUUUUUUUUUUUUUGUAACCAAUUCUACCAGUUAUAGUAUAUGAACUCGGAAUCUACGGCGUUUGUUCACGGCGUUCAAAGGUACAUUUUUAUACUUUUAAUUUGUUUACAUUCUAUUUGUUUACCAUUUGACCCGUAUAGAAGACAAUAUUUUUACGUAGGAAGAAGACUUAACUUUUUCGAGACUGUCGAUUUUCGGUUGAAGUUUUAUACACCUCGACCGCCAUACGUAAAAACGACGAGAAUGCGGAAAAUUUUUAUUACCACUAUAUUAUUGAAAUAUAUUCUACACGGUUCGUUUGGUCAACACGUAUUAAGUGACGGAAAAAAAUGUGUUGUUUUUGUUUUUGUUUUUUUUUUUUUGUCUACACGGGACGGGCCAUACAAUACCGCAUAGGAAAAUUCUCGAAAAUUCUUGUUUUUCAACGCAUUUUGGACACGACAAAAAAACAAAUUCAACACUUAGUAUGUAGUGCACGUGCAACAUGCGUAUAAUACUCGAAUGUUGAUAUUGAAAACCCGCGAAUAAGGAACGAAAAUCAGAGCUGCGUCCGUAAUAAGAUACCUAGUAGUAUACACUUUGAUAUAUAAAAAAUCAUUUAAUAUAGUAUUGUAAAGUUAACGGUGGUGAAAAUUACUGAAAAAAAAAAAAUAAUAAUAGUUUAUUCUACUCCUCCAGUCUAAACUGAGAAUCGUCAUAGAUAGGAAAUUUAUUACCCUCUUCUAUUCCUCCCGUGUAAACUUUAAGCUGUUAUUACUCAUUAACGGUAAAUCUGAUAUUAGUGUUAUGCAUAUCAACAUUUUUAGAAAAAUAUUAUCUAUUCAAAUCUGUGUUCAAAAUGGGAGGGGAGGGUUCCUAUUUAAAAAUCAAAAGUAUGCACUUAUUUUAGGUAUAUGGAGUAGGGGUAAAAAAUUAAAAAUGGUUUUAUUAAUAAAGCUUAAACGAUUCCUUAAUGAUUAGAAAAAACAGAAAUCAAAUUCACUGAAAAUCCUCUGAUAUAAUUGCUGGUUCAUGAUGAAAAAAAAUCACCCGGUGUAGGCCGAAUUUGGUCAUAUUUUUUUAUUGAUAACAAAUAUCAACACGUGAACCGGGCAACAUCUUCAUAAACAGCCGCAUGUACGUGCAUAAUAAUACUAUUUGCAUCAAUAAUGCACUUAUACAUUAUUAGUAGUGCUACAUAGUUAAGUACCUACUCUAAAAUCCCGAAACGUUUUACACGCCUCCGCGGAUGUGUUUUUAAUCCGUCUAAACUUCCACUCGGAAAAGUCGAUUUGAAUACUGCAAAACGAUACGGUUAAAUCGUUUUCGCUCGGUGAAACGAUGCUUGAAAAAGUCGAAUCGGCUCCCCGUAAUAUCAUCAUGCGGGAAAUCGGUAAUAAUUACCCCGUCGACCGCGGAAUCGGCUUAACAUUUUCGACGGGCGGUUCUCGAAGUACCUACCUAUGUGUUAAAUAUUUCGAUGUAUUUUUGAGUAAUAUCAUUUCAGUACCUAUCCAACCUAACCUGCUAUUGGUAACCGACGAAUUCACCGAAUAAAAUAUCGAGGGAGUGAAUUCAAUUAGUCGACCGGAUUUCCAGAGCCAAUUAAAUUGCGCCGACAUAAUGUUCAAACGGUGUUGGUAGUUGGUACCUAUACAAAACUUUGAUAAUUCGAUUGGUAUAUUUUGUUGAAAUUACGUGCAUAUGAUUGUAUUGGCCCGCCACAGAUAUAAUAUAUAGGUUACAGGCAAUACCUAUGCUUGAUAGUAUUAUAUAAAUUACCGUUUUAGGACGCGAUAUAACUCGUUGCAUAAUAAUUAAAUAUAAUAAACAUUAUUAAUACUCAUAAUAUAUAGGUAAUGAAUACAAAAUAUGUAUUAUCGUAUUGUGAAAUCUCUUUUUACUUAAUUUGUAAAUAUAGUAAUGAUGAUUACAGAUUUUUCUGUUUGAUCGUCCCGAACGAGUAUAUCGAGUUUAUUCGAGUUUGAAUAUUGACUCUCAAACAACUCUUUGCACCACGACCGUUCCCAAAUCGAAUAAACUUGUACGUGAAACUUGGAAAAAAAAACCCAUAAAAAAUACAUCGCCCGUCCGAACCCUCAACAUCAUCAGCCUCGCUUCCGAGCGAAUUCUAAUAAUCAUUCAGCCUAUCCAGACGCCUGAAAAGGAACUGGUGUAUGGACCUGCUUUCUCCUUAAAAAUUUCCUUCCUUAAGAGUGAUACCGACUAACGGCUGCCUCGAUUCCUUUUUCUUCCCGGGCCUUUUUACUGUCAAAUUCGCUUAAUUUAAUAAUGUUCAAACUUACCGGUUGAAGUUUAUUUUGUAUAAAAAAAAUAUAUUUACAUAUAUAUAUAUAUAUAUAUAUAUAUAUAUAUAUAUAUAUAUAUAUAUAAAACGACUCAUUUCGAACAAUUCGAACUUAUUACAGUCAAUAUUAAUUAACGAUUAUUGUGUAUAUGUGACAUCCGUUCGGAUUUGUAAAAAUCUUUUUAUCGAAAUUAAUCUUUUUAUUAUCUACAAACAAACUUUGAUAAUAAUAAUUUCAAAAAAAAAAAAUCGUAUUUUUUUUCUUAUUCACAACAGCAGUACCUAUUAUAUUAACAGUCUAUAAUAUCGUGUAGUUGUAUUUUAUCUUUACGUUUCUGUGUAACUACAUUAUAUCAAAUGUAUGUAUAAUAGAAGUAUAAUAGUACAUAAUAAUAUAGUUUAUGGAUCUAGAAAUUAUACACCUUAUCGGUAUUUCUAAGUGAUUUAUGAAAAACAUAAAAAAAAAUUAAAAAUUAUACUUUGAUAGUGCGCUUAUGCAAAAUAUGUAGAUAUACAAAUAAUGGUAUAUUUAUGAUACUGUGUGAAUUAUGUGUGAUAAAACGAACUGGCUGUUUAAAAAAAAAAAUAUAUAUAUAUUAUAUUGUAUUUUUUAAAUUUUUAAUCGUACUUAUAUAAAACACAUAAAUUAAAAUUACGAUUAAAAUUUUUAUCAACACUCAGCGAUGCAUAACAUUUAUAAAGACAUUCGAAAAUUCAACUUUAACGGGAAUACCGAUGUUUUUUCUCUUUUAACAUGCGUACACAGUAUAACACAUUUAAACAAAUUUCCCAUUAAUCAAUCGAUGUAAAGAAGUGAUAAGAGUAUUCUAAAAAAAGAGCUGAAUUAUUCACAGCAUGGAGUAUUUACGUGAGUACGGCCAAGUCACUUAUUUUUCGUAUUUUAGUUUUUAAUUUCCAAAAGUUUGAUUUGAGAAUGCGUAAAAAAGAAAAAUAAUAACUAAAAUUAAAUUUAAAAAAAACUAUCUGACCGAUCUGAUUUACUCUUCGGAUUGAAUUCAUAUCUGUUUCCAGAACUCUUGUCCACUCCUUUACACCGAUGGGACUGAUUGAAGGAAACAUGCAUGUCUAAAACCCAUGUCUAAUAAUCGCUAUGAUGUAUACGUGCAGGUUAGAUAAAGAAAGAAUAUAUAUAUAUAUAUGUAUUGGUACCUAUUCAAUCCCAUUCAAUAUUCAAUUUAAAAACAUUAAUUAUUUAUGCAGACGUAUUUAUUUAUAAUUUUUAAUGUGCUUUUGAAAUUAAAUAGGUGUAUGAUUUAUUUUAAUUGGCAUUCAAAUAUCAAAAUUAUGGACAGAAAUAUAGGUAUAAUAACAUAUUGAAUACGUUCAUCUUGCUCCCUAUUUUAUUUCACUUGGUUCCUCCAUCCGUGCUGUAUUAUAAUUGACAUUUUAUGGUAACGAAAAUGAUUUUGAGAAAAACUAAAAAUUAUAAUAGUUGAAAAUGUCAAGUUGCUCAUUUUAUUUUAAUUUUCUGAAUAACAAAAUAAUGGCAACAUUUUUAUUAUGUUUUUCCACCACGAUAUUUCAGUAAAUUGUUCUCCAGUUUAUUAAUAUUAUCCGAUUUCAAACCUUCUGAGGUGUUUGCAGACGUUUUAGAACGAAAAAAGAAUCAGCCAUUAUUGCUGCUGUAGAUCCAAUUCCGAAUUCGAGCUGGUAACAUUUAUGCAGAUCUAGAAGGAGGGGGGAGCAAAAUAAUGGAUAUGCACGGUUGUUAUAGUACCUAUUUACUAGAUGUCUGGAUUAAUUAACUUUAAAAAAAAAUUUAAAAAAUUAAUAAUAGUAAAUCCAGGAGGGAAAUGUCCCCAUUUUGUCCUCCUUUCCUAAUUGACGUCCCUGAUGAUAACUGUAGGUAAAUUUAGAUUUUAUUCAACAUUAUAUUCCACGUGUUCUGGCCAUUUAAUAAUUAUAAUUUAUAAUAAACCCUUGGCAAAUAUGAUAUAAUGUUCAAAUAUUUGUAUUGAUUACGGUUUUUGUAGUACUAUAAUUACCUACUAAAAAAUAUUUCAAAUUACUAAACAAUAAUUAAUUUGUAUUCAAAAACUGCAAUAUGCGUGCGGAACUGUAAAUAAUCGUAACUAUAUUAUUAUUAGAUAUACCUAAAACUCUGAUAUUAUUAGUAAUUCAUUCAUUGAAAUUUGUAUGUUUUUAAUUGGAUAUAUCUACUUAUUUGCUAAAAUUUUAAAUUAUUUGUAUACAUGUUUCUAAUUAAUUGAAAAAAAAAAUACUGAUUUAUAUCGCUGUUUAAAAAGAGAAGUUAAAAGGGAGAAUAAGUAAAGUAACUUUUCCAGUUAUCUUUUCUAUAUUAAUUUUAAAUAAAAAAAUAAAAACUUAAUUUAUAUCUUUAUGCAAUGACAAACCAUUGCUUACGAAUAAUGACCCUGAGCAGAAUAUUAUUAUUAUUUGUUGUAUUAUUUCCUUUGUUGCCAAGAUUACCCAAAAAUCAAAAAAUUAUAUAGAAAAUUGCCAGUUUUAGCCAUUUAUUACAAAAGUUACAAGGAAAAUCAAAAAAUUAUCUUACCAAUGCACCGACUAGAUAAAAAAUUUUACAAGAAAUUACCUAUACAAUUUUUGACUAGAACUAGAUUUCUGGUAGAAAAUGUAUUUACAGACACAAAAAAACACAUCAUAAUGAAAUCAAUAGACUCUAAACAUUUUCAGCCAGUAGAGCUAUAUAUAUUUUUAUUUUUAAAUCUGCAUUCAAGAGAAAAACAUCUCAAUUCGGGUUUCGAUUCAUAUAUUAUAAUUUCGAUCGAUAUUUAUAUCCUAUAUAAACGAUUAUUUAAAAUAUUUAUCACAUUAUUUCUAAAAUAUUUACAUUUCUAUAGCUAUUUUUUCAAAAAAAAUUCCAAACACGUUUUCGCUAUUGUUGCAGUGUUUCAACCGCUUGUUAUUAUUAUUAUUUUGUAUUAAAUUUGUAUAUCUUUUUUUGCUAUUAAGGAUUAAAUUUACAAUAUUAUUUUGGAAGGCAUAUAGACGUGUAGAACGUUAUUUUUCAGACACCGUUUCCACCGCCACAAUCGAUCGCAAACCGUAUCUAAUUGAACAGAUACUCUCAUAGUCUCGUCGAUGUAUACCUAUACUCUCAUUAUACUCAUAUUAUAUGUAGGUAUACAGCGAAGACUCGGCGGUAACUAGAUCAGCUAAACUAUAUAAGUAGUCUAUAAUAACAGGUGUUUUUUUUUUCUUUAUCUUGCCGAUAGAAUAAUUGUUUUGGCCGAAUUUCCGCGAGAAAUUUUUUACGAACGUCCGUCGUCCAUUAGAACCAAUGACGUACGCAAAUAAUCUUUCUUUACUAUAUAAUCGAAAAAACCGGAGAGUUAUUCGAUAAUAAUUUAAGUAAUUGCGGUCAAAAAAAAUAUUAUAGUUACUCGGAUAACCUUGCGAGUUACCUGCUCGAGAAAAAAAGUAACUUUAUACAGUUCUGUAACUACAGUUAUAGAAGUUAGAAUUUAUGUGAAAUAUUUCUAAUAACUAUUAUUCUUCAUUAUUAGAUGAUGGAUACAGGUGUGCCACUGUUGUAAGUGGGAAGUUAGGAAGGUAGGAUAUAAUAUAUUCUACUUCUUCGUUAUAGAGUAGUUUAUUUAUUUUUUGAAUUUGAACAAAAUUCGGUUAAAUAUGUUUUGAAAGUGAAAAUUUGAACUUAAAAAACUUAUAAAAAAAAAACUAUCACACUCCGCUCAAUUUCGUGUUAUUUUUUUAAGUGCAAAUUAUAAUGAUUAUGAUCAACUCAUGUUAAAUUGCCAAAUAUUUUUGCUACACCAAAACAAUUGUAUCAUAAAAAAACUAUAUAAUAACACAAAAAUCGACAGGAUGUUUUAUCAAGUCUUAAAAAGGACUAAUAUGUAUUUGAAGUAUAUAAUAGUAUUCGAAGAAAAUGCUAGGUUUUUGCGAUAAAUUUGAACUGAAUUAUAAAGACUAAGUUCAAUUACUAAGAUACUAGUUUUUUAUAACUUUAUUUUUGUAUCUUUUACAUAGUAUAUGUAGUUAUUACCCGACUCUUAUUAAAAUAAUCCAUAAUAGAUUUACAACAUAUAUUAUCGACAUUUUAUGUUUUCAAAACGACUUUAACAGUGACAAUUAUUUUUUUUAUAUAUAGUUAUAUUAUUAUAAUACUAGAAGCGUACACAGGGGGGAGGCUAAAGGGAUGAAUCCCCUCCCCUCCCCAUUGACCAUAUUAUUACUAUUUUAUUGAAGUUCUUCAUAUCAAUUUUUUACGUUAUAUUCCUGAUUAACAGCUGUUAGUUAUAAAUUAUUAUUGACUGUUAUAUAAUAAUUAAUAUCAUAUUAUAUUGUUUACGAAAAUUUAUCAUAUCAACAAAUUUAUGUAAACAUUUUCGCUGUGGUCCGUUUAUACAUUGUUAUCUAUAUGAGCACCCAAGUAUCUAGACCAUAUGAUCAAAAUACAGUGUAAUAACUUUAUUUUAUCAUUUUAGUUGAUAAUGAAUACUUUUAGUGAUAGUGUAAUCGUAGAACAAUGAACAUGAUGGUCAUAAACAGCCAUUGUGGUUGUAAACAAUUCUAGUGAUAUUCGUGUACACCAUGAUCGAAUAUCACGAUUAUUACUUAUUUAUCUUUAAUUUUUAAAUUGCACUAUUGAAUUUUCAAGCUUAAUAUUUUGUCUUUGAGUCUUUUUUUUCAAGCCCCUCCCCUUAUCCCGUCGGAAAAUCUUUCGUACCCCAUUGUAUAAUACUAUUGCAAUUUAAAUAACUCCGUUCUAUUUUCUUCUGCUAUUAUAAUAUUGCCUCUACUUAAAGUAUAAUGUAUAAUGUAUAUUAUAAAUUAUAGAACAAUAUUAUUAUAAUAUGAAAUUCGUUGGACGAAUUUUGUUCGGCUCGUUGACAGAGUAUUAUUCGCUUGCGUUUAUCGCACACCAUGUCUAUCAUGUGUUAUUCGGUACGUCUUAUUUAUGUACCAAAGACGUAACACAAUACAGAUAUUGUGCAAAUUAUUCUUAUAUUCGUAUACACAUACAUCUAUUACAUAUAGGUGACAUAACCACUAUAGAACGUUAUACACCAUAUGUCAUUGUUUAGAUAUUCGAAAAAUAAGCGCACACAGUUUGUAUAUGUGUUACACUUUUAUUUCAAUUUGUCUCCAGUUUUGCCCGCGUAAAAGAACAACUUAUAGUAGCGUACAGCGUUUACACGUAAGAAAUUUUAUUUUAAUUAAAACGGAGAAAAAAAAGCUGAAACUGUUGAUGCGCCACUUUUGUAAAUGAGUAUAGUUAGAUAGGUGGGGUACAUAAAGUUAUUUAAUUUAUGUCUGUCAGCAACGAUAAACCAUUGAUAACGAAAAACAAUUCUUCGUUUAUACGUAAUUUGAACGGCCGUAGUAUUUAAGAUUCAAGAUUUUCAAGGAAAUUUGAUUUUAAAACCAUUAUAAAAAGUUACUAAAUUUACAACAACACACUUUAGUUUUUUUUAUUGACCACUAAGUACAAUUUAUAACGAACCUCCUAUUAAGAGCAAAUCUCCUAUUAUAUCAAACAUUUUGGUUUGGUCUUACAAUUAUAUCCACAUAGUAUCUUCCAAAUAAAAACAUACAAUUAUAAAAUGCUUAUAAAUAGCUCAAAAUCGCCAAAAUGUUACCAUAUUUAAGAAAGUUAUAGGUUUUCUGUAAAAAAUUUAAUUUCCUUAAAAUAUAUUUAGUUGAAUGAGAACAAAAAAAACAAUAAUAAAACCAUUAUUUCUGUAAACUUUCUCAUUCUUUCUACAUUUGUCCAGGUUUUACUCAAUUAUUAAGAAAUAACACGGAAAAUUAAAAAUGGCUUACUUACUCAUCAACUAGAUUAAAAAUAAAACAAAAAAAAAGUUUCUUGUCAUUUUUCGAUUGGUGCAAUAUUUCUGGUAGAAAACAAACCGUGCAAAUUUUAAGUAAUGAAAUAAUAACGCCGUAAAUUCGUCAGUUUUUAUUUCAUGUAGUUUUCCGGUUUUUCCCCAAUUAUUAUAAAAACUGCUUGAAAAAAAAAACACAUUAUAAUAUCCGAGAUUCCAAAACAAAAUUAAAUUGUUUAACUGAAAUUUCGAUUGGAGUGUAUAUUCGACAUAUUCGCUGAUAACAUUUGGUUUUUAGACGGCGAAGAUAUUUCUCGCAUGCAGUAUACUUUUAUAAAUAAUUAUACAAAACCGCAGUAGGUAAAUAAUUACUUUGUAAUUUUUGAGAAAUCGCAAAAAUCCGGUAAAACAAUACAAUUUGACAGUACACGAUACGAAAAUACGCAUUUACUUAAGUUUUUAACGUUAUUAUUAUGUUUUACUCAAUGAUUUCGGAUAAUGCGUUAUUAUUUCGAAUUGCGUUUAAAUCUCUUCCUCUUGGUACAGUAAAUUAACAGAUCUGAACUGUAAACCUGCGUUAUAAUAACCCACUUUUACAAUAUAAUUUCUAAUUGUUUUCGGUUUGUUUCACUGAGUAUACGUCGUGUAUACGAUAGUUCUUCGUUUACAAACCUUACAGACCGGCCCUAAUUUACGCAUGUGCAUGCGUUGCAUGAAUACAGGGCCCUCAAAUUCUUGGCCCCGUUCCCAAUAAUGAAACAAAAUAUAAAAAUUGUAUUCUUUUAAGACAUUUUUGGUGGAUAUACGACUAAGCAAUUAUUAUGCAACGGAAUGUAAACAUAUUAAUGAAAAUAUGUAUAAUUUUCUGCGCGUAAACGUAUAGAAACUUUCAUGUGUUUUUCUUUAACAGAAGAAAAACGAAAUUCUUUAUCGCUAUUAGCAAUCAAUUACAAAAUAAUUAAGUAUGAAAACCCUUAUUUUUUCGCUUGUUUUUAAUUUUUACCAAUCUUUUUUUUUCGAAUUCAGCGUUUUACUAAAGUAAGAAGUGCACAUGUGUCUCUGUCUUUAAAUCAGAUCCUGCUAAAAAAUAAUUUUUUACACGCGUAUACAAAAAAAAACAUUAGAUUCGCGUACUUUAUGUGCGCACUGAAAGAAAACUUUUUGACCACUAUAUUUAAAAUACGCGGAACCGCGAAAUCAAAACAAAUUAUCAAUUACUUAUAUUAUUGAAUUUCGUUUCGUAAAUAUGAUUGCUUCAUUUUAGUUUUACAGAGAUAGGUAUCCAAUUUUUGCAGAGGCAUUGCAACAUAAAAUACCGACUGAUGUAUUAUUCACACACACACACACACAUAUAUAUAUAUAUAUAUAUAUAUGUACCUAAUAGUAUAUUAAAAUCUUUUGUAAUAAGCACAAUUACGAGUAUAUUAUCAGAUCGCAGCGAGAAAAAUAAAAAUAAAAAAAUACGAUAAUGUGGCCGUACCAGAACGAAUCGCAUUUGAUAGAUUAUCAAGUCAAUUGAAAAAAGUCGCGCGCGCGUGCGUUGCAAAAUAAUACGAGUAUAGGUUAUAAUAUUUGAAUAAAUAGAUUUUUCGCCCUCUUCCCCUCAAUUCGAUUCUCGGAAAAUUUAAAAAAAAAACGACGACUCGACGCUCGAACGAAUUAAUUCCGCGCAGAAUCGGUUGUUUUUUCUUUUUUUUUCGCCAAUAACACAUAACUGCGGCGUUCGGUUUUCAGAAUAAUUUUUUAUUAACCGCUAUCACAAUAGUAUAGUGGUAUUCCGAGUGGCAAUUAUCGAAGCAAAACGAGCGCCGCCGCGGCGGUAUAUCCUGUAAUUGUAUAUAUACAUUUUUUAGAUUAAUACGAUUUGUAAAAUAAUUGUAACACGAGUUGUUGUAACAUUCUGUGCAAUCAGAAAAGUUUACUCUAAAAAAUAUUAUUAUUCGUCUGAACCAAUAAAAUAUACUUACAUCAUAGCCGUUCUAAUAUAAAUGUAUAUACUUAUAUUUGUACGUUGCGUGUUCAGAAAUUUUCAAUGGGAGGUGGUGCAAAUAAUAAAAGCACGAAUAAAUCGCAGAAUAUUCGUCCUGAUCCGACAAUGAAAAUUUAAAAUCCAAAUCCAAAAAUGUCAACUCGUAUUAUUUAUAUUAACAUCAAACUAUUCUUCGUAAUUUGGCUGUAAUAAAAAGUUAUUUACGAUUAAACCACCGAACAAAUACUCAAAAUUGUUGUAUUUUAAACCAAUUGCGGGGGAAUUAUCGCAAUCGACGAAUAGGGUAAAAACUUUUAAACGUAUAUAAUUGAGUCGACCUAAUGAUUAUUUAAUUUGAAUGUUUUACCGAUAUAUAGCGGGCACGAUGGAAAUUGGUAAAACGAAUAUAGCAAUACUGUGUGUUUUCAUCGCAACAUGUUUUCAUUGUAUGUGACUAAAAAACUUUAGCUUAGAAUCUCAUAGCUCAUUGCACACAAUGUAUGAAUUAUGCAAACUAAUUCAUUUCUAAGUACGAGCAUUUAUAGUUUUAUACAAUGUGUACAUAAUAGUAUUAUGUAUAUAUUGUAAAUUAGAAAUCACAUCGUAAUAAUAUAGUCGCACACAUCUUUCCGGCGUCAUGUCGUUGGAUUUCUCAAACUUUUUUUUUUUUAUUUCGUAUCGAAUACCACCACUACUUUAGCGUGUAAAAACAUUUUAAAUUUUUUUUUUAUUUCGGUUGAAUAUUUUUUUUCAAACGUACAGAUUUCAAUGAUCGUUUUUUUUUUUUUUUGCUACUGCAAAAAACGCAAGAGAAAACAAAAAAUUUGCGGUUUUGUUGUCCUUCCAAUUACGUAAAGCGUAUCCGAAAUCUCACUAUAUACCAAUAUUAUUGUAAUAUUUAUUUACAUUAAUUGAUUUAUAGCAUCUAUUUAUUCCUUGAAAGUGUACAUAAUAUUAUGCAGUGUUUUAUAAAAUCCUAAUAAAAACAUUCUAACCGCGUUUGUAAUAUUUAUCGAAAAUAUUAUUGUAUAUAUUUUACAUUUUUUUAAUUUCGCGAUAAUAUCAUUUUCAUAUUAUUUUGUUUAGUCUUUCGCCGAGUCUUCAGUUUUUAGAGAUUAUCAAUUAGUUAUUUCGGCACAAUACAAUGACGUGAAUAUAUUAUUUUUAUUAAAUUUGAACACACAACUGCACCAUUAAAAUUAAACUGGUUGGCGCCCCCCGCCCCCCUCCCGGGGAACUAUAAUAUAUGAAAACGAAAUAAACCACCUAUAUAUACGCAAUAAAUAAAAUAUUAUCUAUUUAUUAUAGUUAUAGCGUAUACCUGAAUUUUUUUUUGGACGGCAAACUUAACCGAAAAAUUAAAAAAAAAACAUUCGAUUUAAAUCUCAGAAAUCCACAAUUAGCAAAAUAAUUAAUGUAUAAUAUGUCUCAUCUUAAUAAUUAGUCGUCAUUUCGAGGUCGAGUGGUUUUCGAAAUACACUGCGGCGCGCGAAAAGUGUCACUUUUGUUAAUUUGCGUUUAUAAUGUACCUACUCACAGAUUUGAAUAAUAAAUUACUCGUACGUGGUACGUUUGAGUGUAUACAGUGGGAUCUUGUGAAUUCUGAUCUCAAACUGUAAACCGUUUGUUUAUUUAUAUUUAAUAAUAUGUACAUGUUCGUCUUUCAUAAUGUAUAUCAUUUUUUUUUUUUUUUUUUCAUAACGACGUGAAAAUUUUAAGUGUAAAAUAUCGUUUUCCGCAUGAAUUAUAACUUAUAUUUCAUUAUCAUCUACGGAAAAAUUAUGGUGGUGGCGCCAGGGUAGUUCUGUGAGUCUGAAAACUCGUCGGAAGGAUAACUGAAUACUAAAUUGCUAGAGAGUAUAAUGAGUCGAUUUAAAAUUCAAUUUUUUUUUUUUUUUUUUUUUUAUGAAACUUUAAAAACGACUCAAAUUAGCUUGAUUUCAUUGAAAAUGAGGGAGAAUUCUUAUCAUUAAUGAGUAAACGGAUCAAGAGAUGUUUGUUUGCCGUCUCGAAAUAAUAAGACAAUACAAGUUUGCACCUUUACUUUUUUAAGAAACAAAAUACGACUUAUGUUUCUCGCGUAUUUUUCUCAGAUCAAAUUUCCCAAAUAUUUUUUUUAGUUCGGGCACGCAUGGUGAACCUAGGUAAACUAUUUAAAUGUGUAUUAGUCAACAAAAUCAAUAAAACAAAACCCAAAAACGCUAGGACGACCCAAACUCCGAUGGAUUGACGUAGUUACCAAGAAUUUAUCGAUGAUAGACCAUGAUAGAACGCGACCUUAUAGACAUAUCGUAUUAAAGAGUAUUAUUGGCUUUGAUAGCAACACUGGUCUUGAACGGACCGUUUAGUUGACGAAGAAAAGAAAGCGUUUUUUCUGAACUCACUUAAGAUACAUUAAGAAUAGUAUUCAGUUAAAAAGAAAAUGGUAGAAUUAUUAAAUGAGCAUAAUCCAUCGCCAUGGAUUGAGCAAUCUUCAAUGGCUUUCAAUAAUUGGAUCCGACUCAUAAUAUUGUCUCAACGCCUUAUAAACAAUAAUGACUUGUUAUAGAAAAUUGUAAUUCAUUUUUGAAAUUUAUGUUUUGAAUAAAUAGUUAUGAUGACUUGAAAUUUUAAUUAAUUACCCUAAAAUAAUAUUCGGGAAAUAUUCAAAUGUACCAUUUAGAGAAAACGACAUUCGGACAAAUACUGUUCAGGAUAAAGGUCUGUGAUUCACAUUUUACUAAAAAAAUAAUAAAAAUAAUAAUUGUUAGGCGCUGUGUUACUAUAAAGAAAAAGUUUCGGAUCGGAUAUUCUCUACUACAGGCGGAACUGCAGCGGUAAAUAAAACAAUGGAUAUAAUAUAAUAAGUAAAUUAUGAUAAUUUGUCAACUAUUUAUAGGUAUAAUAAUGACGACAAAUAAUGAUUAGUAAUUAUAUUAUAAUACCAACUAUGAUGACGUACAUACACCGCAAAUUGUUCACGAUUUCUCGUGUCGUUAUUAUUAUUUUGAUCAAUUAGUACCUAAUACCCGAUCGGGUACUUAUCAACGACUGUUGACAUUUUAUUUCAUGUUAAUGAUCACAACAUUUAUCAAACGCAUUAAUAUUAUAAUGUAAUUCUCAAUAUAAUUUUUCGAAAAUGGUCCAUUAUUUUAUGCGUAAAAAAUAGAGCCGUAUCUAAUAUUAUUUCCGAUUGAUAACAAUUAUAACUAAUUUGUUCUUCUCGUCUUCAUAAUUGCCCGAUCGGUGUACUGUUGAUCUCUUUUUCGUUACUUUCAAUUCGUCUUCUUAUCCGUGUUUAUCGCAAUAAUCUGUUUCGCUGUUAAUCUCCCUCCUUUGCAGGACUGCCUAUUCCAUUAUGGCCUUCUACGCCCUCUUCUAUAUGACACUUUUCGUCAAACUAAUCGUGUCGCAGUAAAUGCCCUAUCACUUUGUCCUUUCUGACUUUAAUACCAAAGUAAAAAUGUCAGUAAUUCAAAUAAAUUUGUACAUUUUAUGUUGUAAUUAAUUUACCGUAUAAAAAUUAUCCAAGAAAAUUAAGGAACAUACACACUGCCCAUCUGCUUGACGAAAUUUUAUGUGACCUAUAUUUUAGUUAUCAUUAUCGCAAUUUUCCAAUACAGGAAAUUUUUCUUAAUAUAUUGACUAUGCAUCACAUUAUUGAUCAAGUAUUUUUAAGAAAAAAAAACAACGAUUUUCACUCUGUUACAAAAGUAGGAUAUUUUAAACAUGCACAAAUAUCUAUUCCUAUUUUAGAAACUCUUGUUUAACAAUAGAUUUUCGAUAAUCAACGACCACCGUUUUUGCGAUUAUAAGUAAUAUGUAUAUAAAUACAUUGGCAUUUAUAAAAUUUACUUAAGUCGAAACAAUAGAAGAGAUUGUUUUUCAAUUCGUACUUAGGUCUUAAUAGGUAUUCUAACAAAAAAAAGUCGAAUUACAUCUUUAACGAAAAUUUUUUCGAAAUAUACGUUUAAAUGUAAAAUAUAGUAUUAUAAAUUUAUUUUUGUUUGUUUACACGUGUGUAGUGAAAUAACAUUUUCAAAUAUAUUAAAAAUCUGCUUUGCGGUAAUAAAUGAAACGUUUUAUAGUACGUAUAUAUUAUUAUGAACAACUACGUUUUGACGUUUCCGGUCAAGGUUAGCCGGAUUUUAAUUUAAACGCUUCUGUCUGAAUUUUUAUCAUUUCAUUAUUAUUAUUAUUUUUUGUGAUCACAGACUAAUAAAACCAAUGCCGUAUUAUACAAUAUUCAGAAACCAACAACACCCGUGACACGAUCCGUAAUCUGCUGUACGAUGAAAACCUAUAUUUAAUUUCUGAAUAUUAUUCGGUGAUUUCGAAUGAGGUUAGGUUAAUAAUAAUCUUAUUUAACUUUACGAUACCUACGCGAAUAAAGAGGCAUUCUUAAUUCUAUUAGUCGUGUUCCGUUGAUACGCGUAAUUAACAUCAUUUUAAGUAUUUUUUUUUUAUAAUUUAUGGUCUUUAUAUUAUAUUGUUAUCUUAAUAAUCAACACGGUGUACUGAUUUUUUUCCUGUAUAAAAACGCACGCGCUACAUAUUGUUAGGUAAAUGUCGCUUUUCACUAUAAAUUCUCUCCGCGUAUUUUUUUCGACAAUCAAUUCGGUAUGCCUAUCUAAUAAGGUGCCUACAUAAUAUUAUUAUCUUUUGUUCGUCAAAUGUCAUUACCGUAUUAAAUUUAAGUUACCCGAGUGUGAUUUUUAAUUUAAUUUAAUGUGGGUAUUUAUUUUAUUUUAUUUUUGUACUCGAGAUAAAUGGUUUGUAGUUGGUAUAACAAAUUAAUAACCGAGUAUAGUGAGUAUAAUAUAGUAGUCGAGUUCUAAUGUACAAAACAAGAUUUACAAUAAUUUCAAUGAGUUUCGCUACAGAGAAUUUUCUAUAUAGAUGCAAAUUAAACCUUAAGUUAGAACGAUCACUGCACUAACAUAUAACAAAUUAUAUUUUACUUCGUAUUUUGUAUUAAGUAAAACUGUCGUUAUUUUGUUUCGUAAAACAAACGUUGAGUGAAAAGAAUUAAUAUAUUAUUAUAAUAUUAAGUAAGUAAGUCACAUUUUAUGUUGUAGUGCCUGUUUUUGUCGUUUUAUAAAUCGUAACAGUUUAUUAUCAACAGAAGUUUUCAUCAAAAUAUUUACGCUUUUUCAUUUAUUAACUUGCGGUUUUUAAAUUGUACGCGACUGCUAAUUAUUAAAAAAAAGUAAUAAUAAUAAAUUAAAACAUUUAAUAUUCGUUUUAUUGUAUACAAAAUGGUUUUUUACAUGUAUAAUUUAUAAAUACUACAAUACAUAUCAAUAAUGUACACCAGUGUUAAAAUAUAUAAUCAACAGAAUUGCACAUUUACUUUUUUAAAUUAUAUGCUUUAUAUUUUAUAGUUGUGAAAUUUUAUAAUUGCGUAUAAUCAUUACACAUUUAUACAAUUUAUUGUUAAUUCGAUUUUAUUCGUAAAAAUACAAUAUUGUUGGUUAUAACUAUACUUUUUUUUUAUUAUUAAUAAAACCAUACUACCGUUUAGAUUUAAUUUUAAAAAUCUCUAAUAAUAUUUACAAAUUUACAGUUAGUUACUUAAGCACGUGGAAAAUACAGUUAACUUUUUUGACAUUUUAAGAAAUCAAGUACUCUUCAAUACUUCCUAUAGAUUAAAUAAAGUUUUAUUAUAGGGGCCCCGAAAAAAGUUUAAUAGCAACUAAAUUAUUGUGAAAUAAAAAUGUUAAAAAACUAGUUCUUUCUGCUCACGAGACUCAUCAAAAUUACAAAUAAUUUCCUCUCAGAGGCUCUAAUCUAAAACGUACGCAUUCUGUAAUUCCCGCACAAAACCAAUGUCGAUUAUUCUAUAUAAUUUAUUAAUUAUUUUAAUAUAUAGGUUAAAAUAGCAUAUACAUUUGAUUUGUGUAUCUGCAGGGAUAUAAAAUAUAAUUUUUAUUUACCAUAUUAUUUGAAGCAUUUUAGAGUUGUAAUGUUAUUUUUCAAGUUUUUUUUGUAAUUUUUUGCUAAUGCAUACAAUGUAUGUAUUAUAUAUUAAUUAUGAUUUACUUUGUGUUUUUCAUAAAUCUCGUAGAAUAGUGGAACAAAGUUAUUAUUUAUGUGAAUCUAUGAGAAAAUACCCACACUUCCGUUUCAUUUAAAAAUAUUUCAUAUUAUGGUCAGUUUUAUCGUAGCCCUUCGAUAUUGUGUAUUUUAUAGCGUUCCAGUACUUUUCAAUAACACAAAAUCCGAGUCCUGGUCACACUUGUCCGCAGCAAUACUUCCGGUUUAAAAACAUACGACCGGCCUUCGAAAUAUCGUUUCAUUCUUUCCGAUUUCACUUCGAUUAUUCCCCUCUCCCUCUCUUAUCUUCGCUGUCCUCCGCUAUCACCGACAAAAUUGUUAUAUUCCUACUAUAAAAUUAAAAUCGCGUCACGUGAUUUUAAUACUAACAUUUUAUUUCGGCUAUUUUGGCUGUUUAAUAAUAGUAUCUUUAACCCGUACACUAUACAUAAAUUAUUAAAUAAGAAAAAAAUACAUUUCAUUAUUAUCGUUGUUUUGUAAAAUCUAUUAAAAUAUUGUUAGGUUGUGUAAAAUAUGCCGAAAGUUUUAGAAUAAAAACAUUCGUAUCCAAUUGCUCUUUUCGCGUGCAGAAAUGCCGAUUUACGUUUGAUACAUGUUAACGUCAGUGGUGCGUAUACGAAAAUUUCCAUAUUUAUCUAAACAAAAACUAACGCUACGCAUAUAUAUAUUAUAUAAAAUGCAAUUAAUAUAAUAGAAUCUAAUCACGACGAAAUAUUUAAAAUAACGUGUUUAAAAAAAAAUUCUAGGCAAUUUUCUUAAAUAUAGGUAUAGUGUUUUCGAAUAACUACCUAAUUUUGUAUAAUAAAGUGGUGCAGAUAACCGAAAACAGCAUAAAUCGUGUCCAUAGUUCGUUUGUUGAAUAAAUGGGUAACAAGGAUGAAAUAUUUUAUUAUUGCCAGUUUGCUACACGCGGUUUUGAUAAAUUUUGUCUCCAAUUUUUUCUUUUUUUUUUCUUUAACCAAAAAAAUAUAUAAUUUAAAUUAUUUUGUCUUUUUUUCACUAUUUCUCAUUUAUUUGCACUUUAAUAUUUAGAAAAUGUCCUAUCUAUUUUCAAACUAUGCUAUAAAACUGGACCAAACAAUGGUGUAGGGAAAUUGUCGGUUAGUUACAAAGAUUACCUGAUCUACAAAUUUAAAAGGUAAAUUUGUUUUCAAAACCAGCUAUCAUAUUAGGUAUGAGUGUAAAUCCCUGCCAUCGCUGUCCUUUGGCAAAUCUACUGGUUACUGGACAAUGAUUUAUUAUGGUAAAUAUAAAAAUUUAGAUUUUAAUUAACUCUAUGGCAUCUUAGAUUUUAAGUGGCGUGAAGAAGCUUAUAGUUUUACAAAUAUGUUUAUUAUAUUAUUUUUAUUUUUAUCUGUGAACAAAUUUCUACCAGAAGAUUUGCUCAGAUUUUUAAGUAUAGCAUCUUUUCUCAAAUUAAAUCGGUGUGAGAUGGUACUUUAGGGAGGUCAUUCUUAAAAAUUUUCUCAUAAAAUGAGAAAAACCGAAAAAUAAAAAUGGAAAUAUGUACGAAAUAUAUUACUUAAAUAUUACGAUUUUUUUUUCAGUGUACAACUUCUAUCAAUUUUGAUCAAACUUAUAAUGAUAGCAAUGUUUCUAAAAGGAAAUUUCACUAGGGAGGUACCUUAGAGGGGUAAUUUUUCGAUUUUCUCAAGAGUUUUUUCAUCAAAUUUGAAAAACCAAAAAACACAAAGGAAAAAUAGGAAAAACAUAGGAAAACUGGGAAUAUCGGUACAAAAUUUAAACAAAUAUUAUUUAAGAAAAUAUGUAAAGCCUAUUUAAUUAUUUACUGUAAAAUUAAAUGUAUUGUUUAAAAAGCAUCAUUAUCAUCUGAACUCCACUCAGAAUCGUUUUUUCGUAAGCAAUGGUUCAUCACAUUACAUUAAAUUAUCUAUAACAGUGGCUGCAAAGGUUUAUAAAAACUACCAGGCUAGGGUGUUGAUUGAGGGGAGAAUUAUCAAAUGUUUCGCCUCUUACCUUACUCUCCACCAUUCAAAUAAAAACCUAAUGAUUUCAACGCCAUCUAGUAGCUUAAUUUUAGAAAUAUUUUAGUCCUUUGUUACCAAUAUCUUAGCCCGUGUUAACGUGUCCUUUGACACGUAUUUGACGAGUAAUUUAAUUUUACCUAUUGAAAACGAAGAAUUGCUCCAUUUCAGAAUUUCAAAGCAAGAAAAUCUGGAUAAUAAUUAAAAAUUGCUUAAUCCGUGUUCAUCAGUUAUAUUACAUUAACAUGUAGAUGGUGCUAAAAUCGGUCAAAUCUUAUAAUCGCCUGCACUCUCCGUAAGCGUAAUACUUAUGGCUUACAGAUGUUGCACCUGAUGACAUCCGUUAUAUCUUAGUCCGUGAUUUGCGUCAGUACUGUGAUAUAUUAAACGUCGUAAUUAUGAAUUAAAAUUGCAUACCUUCAGUAUACGGAACUAAAAUACAACACACUAAGACCACAGAUAUAUAUAAUAACUAGAUAGCCAACUGUGUUCUUAUAAAUGAUGUUCAACAGCCAUUUACAACUUAGGCAAUGUUUACUAAUCGUUCAAAUGAUAAGAAAAAACAAAUGCGUGUAACGGGGCUAAGGUAAGGAUUUAGACUAAGAGAAAAAAUGUUGAAAUAAAUCAAACUCCAACUUGAGUUUAUAAAUAAUUUAUAUUUCCCACUCAAAACUACUUAAGUCCAAUAAAUUCAAUUCACAAACAUCAAAAAAUAUUCUAAGUCCAAUUUAAUAAAACUCACAAAAAUAUUUCAUAAAACAGAGUGACGCGAAGUUGCUCGCAUUUGAUCGUAGUGGACUCGUUUGAUUAGACGAUGUUUCGGGCGGCGUUAUGUAUGCUUGGAGGGAUCCCCGCAACCCUUCGUUCACAGUCGCGGCUAUCUAUAUUAUUUCGUUUAAUGUACAUUUUUUUAUUAUUUUGUAUGUCAUCGCUAAUGCGUUAUGUUAUGCUCAAUUUACAAUUGUAAAAGGGUACGUUUUACUAUUACUUCGGUUCGCUCUUAUUUGGUGCUGGUCGAAAGGUUAAUGUGGCCGGUUAAUAAGUUUCUUAGCCCCUGGCUUUGGGUAGUGUUCUCCCAUGGAAUUGUCCCUCCUUUCGUAUAAUUCGGCGCGUACGCAAUUUAACCCAGCAUUUAGUACGGUGGUUACUAGCGCGUAUACUUAUACGUGGGUGAAAUACGUAACAAACGGUUCAAUUGCUAUAAUUACGACUUUUGCGAUUUGGAAAAAAUAAAACUGUACAAUGAACAUUUUGAAAACAAUGUUGAAGUCAGUAUUUGACUAUUAGACUUAGUUUUGAAGUAUAGACUUAUGAAAAUCACGGUUGUCCGUUUUAAUUUUUUUAAUUUUGCUAGUUAAAGUUUAACAAAAUAUAGUUGCACACUGCGCCUACUGGUUUCAACCCCAAGUAUCAGAACUAUAUUAAUAUGCGAAUAAUAAGUAUUAAGUAAAAGGUCGGAUUUUCACAGUUACUAGAAGUGUUAACAGUAUUCACAAAGUCUUGUCAAUCUUUAAUUAAUUAACUUUAAAAAUCCAUAAUAGUACGUUUGUUGUCGGUUAAUAUUCUAUGUUAACGUAGUUCAUGGUUAUUAUAUUUAUCUCACUAUCUGUGAUUAGGACAGCAUACAAAUGAUAAGAAUUUGUAAAUAUUUCCCAAAUAAAAAUGGCACUGGGCAUCAUAUAAAUCACAAUAAAUAUACACAUACAUAGAAUGAUUCACUAAGCGUGCUCACCCCAUUUAUUUGGUUAUAUUUUACAUUUAUUAAAAAUCUGAUUUUUGAAACUUUAAAGUGUAGUUAAAGCCGAUAUUUUCGAAUACUUAUGUUUUCCGUAAAAUUUAAGGAGUAUUCUGUGAUGAUACUAACUUUGGUUUUUCAAACGAGAAUCCAUAUUAAAAAUUCCAUAAAUAGACGGAGUAUUACUACAAAUACAUUUUUGUGUCAAAAUUGUUGAUUUCCGUCUUCCCGUUAACGAGAUAUUCCACUUUUAAGUAUAGAUAAUAGGGAGAGAGUAUUGAAAUAUUAAUAAAAUGCCACACGCUGUUUCACCACACAAAUGACACUACACUUAAAAGUUCCAAAAAUCAGACUUUGAAUACAUGAAAAUUAAACCAAAAAAAUUGGAUGAGCACGCUUAGUGAAUCAUUCUGUAUAUCUGUGGCUUAGACAAAUUAUUGAAAUAAUCAUAUCAGUUUCAAAUUAUGUUUUCGACCUCUAGUAUUUAAAUUGUACCAAUGGACCAUUGUACCUAAUGAUGAUGUUCACUCUAAAUUAUAACAUUAUUUGACAAUAUACAUACAUGUACCUACCUAAUAAUUUCUGAAGUUAAAUUAAUUUUUUUUAUACCAUUAACAACUAAUGUCAUACUGGUUUUAACAUACCUUGCAAAGUCGCAACAGCAGUACUAAAAAAUAAAAUAAAAAACAUUUGUUAAUUAUUUAAUAAUUAUCACUAUUAAUAGAACAUCGACUGAUAAAUUGUAAUUCCGUAUUAUCCCAGAAUAAGGAUUGUGGAGGCCCAGGGGGCCAUAUUAAUAAGAAGGCUUAUUCUGUUAAAAUAAAACCAAUAAAUAAAAAAAACUGUCCUAGGAUAAUGAAGACGGGUGCAGCCACUAUUAUAGGUAAUUUAAUAUAUAUUUGUAAGCAACGAUAAACCAUUGCUAACGAAAAAUGAUUCUGAGCGGAAUUCAGUUGAUAGUAAUGCUUUGUCAACAAUAUAUAUGCCAUGUUAUGGUAAAAUAAUAUGGUAGGCAUUCUAUAUUUUCUUUAAUAAUAUUUGUUUAAUGUACCAAUUUUCCCGUUUUUCUUACGUUUUUCCCUGUUUCCCCAUGUUUUUCCCAGUUUUUCAUAUUUGCCAGGAGAACUCUUGGGAUAAUCAAUAAAUAACUUCCUUAAAGUACCUUUAGAGUCCGAUUUACUUUUAGAAAAGUUGCUAUACUUAAAAAUCGGAUUAAGAUUUCUGGUAAAAAAGUUGCGGACAGAUAAAAAAAAAUGAAAAUCUUUGUAAAACUAUAAACUUCUUCGCCCCACCACUCAGUAUCUAAAAAGUCUUUGGUUAUUGGAUUCAAUUCUUAAUAAUGGUUUUUGUGGGCCCCCACUUCUCGCGGCCCCCUCUGCUCCUUCCUUAAACCGGGCCUGCCCGUGUUAUCUUAAUUCGUGAUCGUAUAUUAUCUUAGGCCAGUGGCUAUUUUUGUGUGAACUUCAUUAAAUUCAGUGCACUACAAAAUUCCAAAUGUGCACUACGAAAAACUAAAAUGUGCUUCUGCCUGCUACGUUUUUAUUAUAGACGAGCCACAAGUUUUUACAGAUAAUUUUUAAAGUAAACAAUUUUUUUUUUUUUUAAGUAUAUUUACAGUGUAAUCAAUCCUCGUUAUCACGGAAAGUAUUUACUUUUCGGAAUUGUGUUUUGAACAACUUAUAAACUCUAAAAUGUUACAUUUCCGUCAUUUUUUGUUAUUCUUAUUUUUGGGGAAGAUAACACUUUAUAUUUUUAAAUAGCAGCAUAUAUUAAAAAGUCCCAUAAAUAAUUGACGUUUUAGUUAAAAUAAAUAUUAGUGUUGAAAAUAACAAUUUCCGUCAACUCUCUGUACAUAUCAAACUCAAAUACAGUAUGUGUGUGCACUACGGAAAGUGUAAAAAAAUAACCACUGCCGUAUGCUACUGCAGUAACGCAAUAAAUGUAUAAUUUUAUAUAAUUUAUACCUAGAUGUGUUUUUUUAAGUACAUCGAUACCAACAUCCGACGAAUUGGUUUCUAAUUAAAACCUAACGAUUAAAACGCUGGUAAAUACGCGCGACCGAAACGCCUGCUAUGUUACUAGCUGCAGCUUUAUCAACAAAAAACCCAUUACCAUUAACUUUUUUAAUGUACCUAUUGUGAAUUGUAACGUACAAAGUAAUAUUCAUUAUUUUUCAUAAUAGUUUAUUUUUAUUUUUUUUUAUUGUGUGUUUCUACAAAUUAAUUAACUUUUCGUGAAUAACCGAACCAGUAUUAUAUUAUGGUAGUAAAUUUCGAGAUAAUUGUUAACUAUAUAUUAUAAUAAUAUUAUAUACGUAUAUGGUGUAAAACAGAUAACGCGAGAACCAAAGGUUAUCCACGUUAUCAUUAUAACAUGAAUAUUAUUAUCGAAUGAAUUUUUCUAAAAAAAAAAAAAACCCGCGUGUUUACCACUGGUAAUAACUUCAGUAAAGUGUAUACGAAAAUAUUUGAGUGUUUCUUUAGUGAUAAAUUUAAUUUAUUUUUUAUUCGUCCCGCGAACUAAUCUAUAUGGUCUAGUGAUGCUCAACUUUGUUUUAUUUGUUUCGUCUAGAAUCGAUACACAAAUAUUUUCAGUUGUUUUUUGAAAAAUGCAUACACCGUCAACACAAACGAGUUAAAAACUUUUCUUCGUGAUGUGAUAACCAACGGACGUGCGUUAUUGAAAAUCCGAACCCAUUUCUUUAUUGCUGUCUAGUCGGUGCACUCGGGGAGCCAGUGAUGUGAUUAUUUUUGAUUUUCUAUAGAUUUGCGGGAGGGCGGGUUAUUUGAGUUAUUUGAAACGUUCGAGUUUCUAUUUUCUCGAUUUCGCACGGAGAAAACGGUUUUGGUCUUCGUAAUAAUGAUUGUAGGUACUAUAACGGGGAUAAUUUUCAAAUCUCGCGAUCACAUCGUCGAUCGGCCCCGGGUUGAGGAUACGCGCACUCGGCCGAUAUAAUGUAAUACUACGCACGACAACGAUACUUUUAGACUCGCAUACAAUAUCAUUUCCGAUCGUCUAAUUAAUUAUGAUAAGGCGUAUUAUUAUAUACUCUAACUUCGUGUGCGCGUGUGGUUCAAUAAUGAAUCGAGCGGCUACUAUAAUAUACGCGGGAAUGGAAACCCUCUCCCGGGUCGUGUCAACGUUGCCAUCAUCGUAAGAGAUGUGUAUAAUUACAGAUAAUAAAAUACUAAAUUCCUACUAUUAUAUGCACGUUGUUAUUAUUAUUAUGGAAAACGAUUCAUUAUCAUUAUUAUUAUUAUUAUUAUUAUUAUUAUUAUUAUUGUUGCCCGCUUAUUAGCGCGUGUUAUCGAACUGAUUCCACUCCGAAUGUGUGCGGCACUCGUAUAAAUAUAAUAUAAUACCUAAUAUACCUACUUAUUGUAAUGAUUUUAAUCGACUAAACGAUGGCACUUGUAUUGUUGUUGAACGGUUCUGCAUUAUAGGGUUUCGUUUGGAAUAUUAGAAUUCAUGUUAUUAAAAUAAUAAUUAUUGGCAUUCGGCUCGCCGACGCGUGCAGUCGUGUUUUUCCGCGGUGACGCUGGCGCCCGCGCUUCGAUAUAUUUUCUUAUUAUUACCUACCCGUGUUUGUGUAAUUUUUUCGAGUUUUAAUUUCUUUUCCUCUCUCCGCGACCGGCGUUAUAUUAUUAUAGCGAAACGACAGUAAUAUCCGCGAUGGCUAAAGAAUACAUAUCGCUGUACGGAACUAUCGUUAUUGUUAAUUUGCAUUAUUAUUGUUAUUAUUAUUCACAUUUUCGUGUCUACGUAUUGUCAACGUUACCUAUAUUAAUAACUUUAUGAGUUCGUUCGGACAAUUUAUAUAUACAUAUGUAUAUGUUUGUAUACGUGUGUGUGUGUGUGUGUAAUUUAUUUUUUCGUUUUUCUGCAGAUUAGCCGAUAACCCCAAGUACGGGUCCGUUGAUGACGACGUGUUUAUGAGCACGCCACCGACGAUGACCGGAGCUUUCGCACGUCAGUCGUCGACCGGUUCGACCGGCAAACAGCUCGUGUACUGUAUACACGGCAAACCGUCCGGUUGUUGCGCCACGCUGGUGACCGAGGACCAAAAUUCCAACCAGAAAUCCGAUCAGCCCUCACAAUCGUCCAUCACAAUAUGUAAGUGUACCAUCGCGACGAACGUACGUAAUACUAUGAUAUCGGUCGUUAAAAAAUGCAAUUUUUAGAUUUCGAUGUGUUCCACCAUCUCGGUUCUCUGAAAAAUCUCGUUCGGUUGGUAAAAAUCCGAUUCGAUUUUUUUCACGCCCUAUACCUGGCAAAAGAUACGGAAUUUUCGACCGGCGGCACAUAACAUUCCACUAAAUUCUGAAUAGUUUUUCCACGAGGUUGGGGGGACACGACUAUAGUAAUAAUAAGUUAACCGACUUCCUAUUUUUAAUUUUCAAACGGCAACCUAUAUUUAAAAUUCCACAAAUAAACGGAGUUUUAGUUUAAGCAUCAUUUGUGUGAUGGCAUAGCGCAGUGCGUUUAAACAGUGCUUCGCUGUUCUUUUCCUACACCUAUAAUAGGUUGCAAUUUUAAAAUCAAAAGUAAGUAGUUGGUUAACCCCCAAAAAUAAGGGAGACAAAAAAAAACGUAAUGUAACAUUUCAGAGUUACUUGUUUCUUAAAUUUUACAACAAAUUAAAUUACGAAAAAAGUUGUUAAUACUUUCUGAGAUAGUGCAAUGAUCGUAUCUUCGUGGGAUACUCUGUGUGUAUUUAAUCUAGCCAGUUUACCGAGGUCCACUCAGAAUCGUUUUUAUUUUUUUUUUUUUUUUUUUAUUUCAAUGAUAUCUUUAAUUGUUUUCAGUUAAUAUAUACGUAAAUACCUAUUAUCUUAUAUUCAAACCUUUCGAACUAGCCGUUUAGUAUGCGACUUACCCGCGGGAUACGAAGUUAGUUUUUUAUUUUUUCCGGAGACGCUUGUUUGAUCAAUUUUAUCAAAUUAUAAUCCGCAAAAAGCGUUGAAAAUCCACCGUGUCGGUUUUUAAAAUAAAAUGUCGCAUUAUCCUGUAGUUCUGUCUGCGUUUAAUAGUAUAUAGCGAUAGUGAGCAAUUAGAACUAUACCAUCUACAAUACAAUAGAUAAAACUCAAUAAUUUUAUUCUACUAAAACAAAAUAUAAUAUGGUGCAAUAUUUAUCGAAGUUUUAAAAACCGUGUGUGUGUUUGUGUAUAUAUAUAUAUAUUAAUAAUAAUAAUAAUAAUGAUAUGACUGGCCAGAAGAUUAGAUUAAACGUAUAACAUAUGAAAAAAAAAAAUCAUACAAUACUUAAUCAAACGCUAUUUUAUUUUUUGUUUAAAUUUUUGUGUAAAUAACUUUUUACCAUUGAAAAUCUUAUAUUUUAAUCAAAAACUUUACGGGAACUUUCUUAUAGAAUUUUUGAUGUAUAAUUGGUACAUUGAGAAAGUCAGUUUCUAAUUGUUCUUGUAUAGUUAUCUUAAUAAAUGAGAAAAACUGUCAAUUUUUGGUAAUAUUUUUUUUGAUUUCUGGACUGCUUUGGCGACAAGGGAAAAAAUACUUCUAAUAAUACUUUGAUCACAAUCGUUUUUCGUCAGCAAUAGUUUAUUACUACAUAUUGAUAUAAUUUAAAUCACGCUAUAUAUCCUGUCUUCCAACUUUUUUCCUAAAACAGUUUCACACCCAUCAACAAUAUCAACCUUUUUAUUAUUGUUAUUAUUUUUUUUUUUACGUUCACGUCGCACGUUAGUCCAAAUAAAAUACAUCUGUCUGUUUAUUAUUUAUAUUAAUUAAUAUUAUAAUCUCGUCGGCAUUAACGAUGAAGUAUCUGUUAAACAUGCGGAUUUAAUUCGUAUUGUAGAGAUUUUUUUUUUAAAAGUCGGCGAAUUUUUAAUACUUUAUAAAGUAAUGUAUAGUAUAUAGUACACUUUGUAAAUUAUUGUCAAGCAACGCCCGGAGUAUUAUUAUUAAGAGGACGUUAUAACCUUAUGUACCUAUUGUCUGCGUUUUACAACCACGUGACGUGGACAAUUUUCAUUCAUCAGGGACAACUCUGUGUCGUUAGUUUUAAUAUUGGUGUGAAUUGACUUACUGUCAAGUUUAAAGACAAAAAUAUCAUUAUCUGUGUCUUGUCUUUUUUUUUCGUAAUUUUAAUUUUUAAGAGAGUCAUUUUUAUGAGUGUGUAAAAUAUUACAAUUUAAAAAUGCUUAUAUUUCGCUUAAAAAUUUAAAAAUUAAAAAAAAAAAAUAGGUCAAUCAAGUGGUUGUAAGACAGAGGCAGCGGGUAUAAUGUUCUAUUUUCCCCCCUUUUUUUUUCAGUCAGCGAACAUUGUCAUACGAACAACCGGGAAACGGCUUCUGCCGAUCAUAAAAAGGCCAGACGAAAACUCAUAUUCGCCAGCGUACUAUGUCUUAUUUUCAUGAUCGGAGAGGCGAUCGGUAAGGUUAAACGCCUAAUGUUCCGAGAGAAAAAACUAACAAUACUUACUGAUAUUAUUCUAGGGGGAUAUCUGUCGAGCAGUUUGGCGAUAGCCACGGACGCGUCGCAUCUUCUCACGGAUUUCGCCAGCUUCAUGAUAUCGCUUUGCGCCCUGUGGGUGGCCUCGAGACCAGCCACUCGGGCUAUGCCGUUCGGAUGGUACAGGGCCGAAGUACUGGGAGCGCUGACGUCCGUCCUCCUGAUCUGGGUGGUCACCGGCAUUCUGUUGUAUUUGGCCGUCGAACGCAUCAAAAACAUGUCGUACUCUAUCGAUGCCAACAUUAUGCUUAUCACGUCCAUCAUCGGACUAUGUGUUAAUGUAGUGUGAGUAUAAUAGUCUUGGCUAUAAAUUAACGUGCGAAUAGGUUCGCUUUACGGAUUUUAAGUAACCAAACCCGGAUUAAAACAUUCAGAGGGCCCGGAGGCAAACUUUUUAACAAAACCCUCAAAAAAAAUGUUAAACAUUAUAUUAACUACUCAAUAUGACCAUAUGCUUUAUAAAAAACAGUAAAUAAUGUAGAGAUAAAAAAUGUCAAUUCAAAAGGUAUAUGUAUGUUAAUUAAAUGAUAAAUAAAUCAAUUUUUAUAUAAAAAAAAAAAAAAAAAAAUGACUAUAACUUAUAGUUUCCUUUAUAAGAAAUCAUCGAAUAACGAACUAAUAUUAAAAAUAAUUAAAUAACAAAACACAAAAGUUAAUGAUUAUAUAAAGAACACACUUAAGCGAAAACUGCAGAGGCCCUUGGAGUCUUUUACAUCCUUUUGCCCUUUAAUCCUCUGCUGUAAAUAACGGCGGUUAGUAAAAAAACAUUCAUAAUAUAUAUCGGCGAGUUUUCAAUCAAUUAAUAAAAUUUAACGAGUUUUAUAAGGAACAGAGUAUUAUACUAACCUUUUACCUAACCCGAAAUUUUACUGCUAUGUAUGAGUAAUACAAUGUGUGUUAUUGUUUUCGCAUAUUGCAGUAUGGGUUUGACCCUGCACCAGCACUCGCAUUCGCACGGCGGUCUCGAGACGCAUAGCCAUGAGACUUCGGGUCGGAACAGCUCCAACAACAUCAACGUCAGGGCGGCCUACAUCCACGUCCUCGGAGAUAUCCUUCAGAGUCUCGGGGUUUUAGUAGCUGCCGUUGUCGUAUACUUCAAAGUGAGUAUCUAUAUUUAUGUGACUUACUAGUGAACGUUAUAUAUGUACGUGCUGUUCGGCACGUAACCAAAACUCGCAGAAUUCGUUUUAUUCGACCCUACCCACGUAGGUAUACAUUAUAUAUUAUAACACACGAAAUUCCUCGCCACAAUUUGAUAGUUUUUUUUUUUUUUUAGUCGUCUUCUUAUCGGAUUCGUUAGCCUAUUUUUCUUGUAUAGGUACGUAUUCAGUUGUCUACAAGUGUUUAUGGGGUUUUUUUUUUUUCUAAUCGGCACUUAUGCGUGACGGUAGUUAUAUUUUUCUCGUUUAAUAUUAUUUAUUAUACUUUUAUUAUUACUUGUAUAUUAUGCUGAUCCACUAUAAUUAUUGUUAGAUAUACGCCAAUACAAAUAUAAUAUAAUAUUGUUUACAACGUUCCGUCUGCGCGAAAUUAACCGAAUAUAUUACUUAUUCAAACAUAAUAUUAUUGCACAUUAAUAAUAAUUGACACAAUAUCUACCUACGGUAAAUUUAUAGUUGUAUUUUUUUUUUCUAAUUUUCUCGACAACCGCCGAGGUUUGUGUUUGUAUACUAUACAAUAGUAAUAGUAUGGUUAUUAACCGUAAUACAAUAUAUAAUAUAUUCUGUUCGUAUAAUAUAUACUGACUCGUUCGAAUGUGUAUACAGAACGUUCUAAAAAAGUUUACUGCAAGUGAUAACGUGAACGUGAAUUCGUUUAAAAUAUGUUCGUAAUGAGACACUCCGGCAUAUCAAUAGGCAUAAAGUGUUAUACGCGUUUAAAUAUUCCAUUAAAUGUGUAUAUACGUGAUAUAUUUGAUAUACACGCACCUAGAUAACUCGCAUUACAGACGUUGUAUAAAGAUACAUUUUAAAAUAUCUGCAAUAGAUAAAGUAAGGUAACACGCUAUAAUUGCUAGAAUAAUAAAUCUAGGUGAAGAUAAAAGAUACGUACACAUCUAUAGAUUUCAUAACAGUUGCGUGAUUGAUGUAACUUAAUAAUUCAUAAAUAAUGACCAUAAUAUCAAUUCAAAUUAAAUAUUUUACCUAUUUUCUAUACAAUAUAUAAAUAAAUUCAAAGUGUCUCUCUGAAACGGCUGAUCCGAUUACAAUGAGACUUUUACUGCGAGAUAGAGUCCGGGGCAUAAUAUAGACUACAUUUUAUUCCGUAACUCAUCCUCGAAAGAGUUGAUGAGACUCGAUUUUCGAUUUUAUAAUUCGAAAUGUUUUUUAUUUAUGGGUUACCCUGGUGACACCGUCACAGAUGAAAAGAAAACCGUUUAAAUUAUUAUUAUAAUAUUCAAAUUAUAAUUAUUAAUAAUAUAUUCAAAUUUGAAAAACCGAUAAAACAGAGGAAAAACGGGAAAAUAUAAGAAAUGUAGGUAUUAAUUAAAAUAUAUUAUGGUCUCUUUUUUUCCUGUAAGCAACUUUUCUACUAGUAAUUUGGCUCCGAUUUAUAAUGAUAGCAAUUUUUCUGAAAAGAAAUUUGACUGAGAAGGUACUUUAGGGAGGACAUUUUUCGAUUUUUCCAGAAAAUGUAAAAAAAAACGGGAUAAAACCGGGAAAAACAUAGGAAAACUGGGAAAAUCGGUAAAAUAUUAAACAAAUAUUAUUUAAGAGAAUAUAUAAUGCCUAUAUAAUUAUUUUAUGAUAAUAUGGCAUAUACGAUAUAUGUAUAUAUAUAUAUAUAUAUAUAUAUAUAUAUUAUUAACAAAAUAUCACUAUCAACUGAACUCCGCUCAGAAUCGUUUUUUCGUAAGCAACCAUUUAUCAUUGCUUACAGGUAUACAUUAAAUUACCUAUAACAGUGACUGCACUCGUUCCCAUUAUCCUAGAACGUCUUUUUAAAUUUGUUUUCAUUCAAUACUGUACACGAACAAAGCCGAAUGAGACAGUUUGUUUUUAAUUGAGAUAGUUUUUAAUAAAUAUAUAAAUUACGACUUAAAAAGAUUUAUGUAGAUGAUUCAAUUAUUUAACUCAGAUAACUAAUUUCUCAUUUGACUAGAUAAGGUAUAGUAUUAAAAUAUGUAUAAUGGGUUUUAUUCUUUCCCACAUAAAGUUCUCCAUUGCAGACAUCUUGAUUUAAUUUUAUUUCCGACCGUACCUACUUAAUAAUAAUAUUUUGUUUUACAGCCCGAAUGGAAAAUUGUGGAUCCAAUUUGUACGUUUUUGUUCUCUAUACUUGUGUUGGUCACAACGUUUAAUAUACUCCGGGACACGAUGAUCGUGCUGAUGGAGGGUAUGCCGAAAGGUGUGAAUUUCACGGACGUACUGGAAACGUUCUUGAGCAUCGACGGCGUAGUCAGGGUACAUAAUCUCAGGGUUUGGGCUCUGAGCCCCGAUAAAAUCGCCUUGGCCGCCCACCUCGCAGUCAGUGAGUAUAAAAUGAUUUGUGUACGCUUUCUGGAAACCCUCCCCCUACAGACACACAAACACACACAACUCUAAAAAGAUUCAACCCAAGUUAUUAUCUUUGCUGCUAGUUGAAUAUUUGGCCUAAAUUCGAUUUUCCUUAUUCUCUCUUCGAUUUGUAUGUGUAUAUAUUAUAUUUCAGGAUUCUAGUGCACUCUUUUGCUCCUUUUCUUCUCGUUCCUCUAAUUAGUUGGAUAUAAACCGAAUUCUUAACUCAUGCGUGUAAACACUUCUUUUUAUUUUUGUGCAUUUAAUCUCAAGAAUAAAAUAAAUAAUGCAGUUUUCUCAUUGUUUUGCAGAUCCUGGUGUCAAUACGACCGCGGUUCUAAAACAAGCGUCGCAAAAAAUGUACAGAAAGUACAACUUUUUCGACUGUACGCUGCAGAUCGAAGAAUUCGAAACUCAAAUGGAAAACUGCAAACAGUGUCAGACACCGAAGUGCUGAUGACGACGAAGACACGAAAAUUAACACAAGUUACCUUGCAGCCGCACUCUUACCUCCCAUGUAAAAAAAAAAAAAACACAUGUGUAGUAGGUAUAUAGUAACCAUGGAGGCCUAUUUUAUUUUAUUAAUUUGUUAUACAUACAUAGUAUUGUUAUUUGAUAAAAAUAUGUAUGUAUGGCGUAAAUAUGAUUAUUUGAAUAAUAAUUUAUGUGUGUGUGUGUGUGGGUGUAUACGUGUUUAAUAAUAAUAAUUUAUUAAUAUUAUAUAAGCAUAUCAGUAAACUACAAGCCAUAAUAAUAAUAUUAUAAUACGUUUUGGUCAUUGUUUUUUGUUUAUCAUUAUUAAUUAUUAAUUCAUUAAUUAAUAAUAAUUAUAUUAUUAUCAUUUGUUUCGGUUUAUUCUCUUUCAUAUUAUAUUACAUUAUAAUAUUUCUUAAUGGUACAAUUUAAAUUUAAUAAUUACUAUUAUUAUUAAAUUCUAUAUGUUUUUAUUAUUAUCGUAGAUAUAUUAUAUUUAUUUGUUCCAGCAGUUUUUUUUUCUUCAAAUAUUUGUUUCUUACAUUAGGUUAUAUAAAUUACAGUAAUAUUGAAUUAUGUUUAAGAACAUAGAGUAAAAAUAAAAGAAAAGUUAUCAAACGGCUAUAAAUAUAUGAUUAUUAUCAAAUGGAAUACCCAAUAAUGUUGUAAGUCUGAAAAAUAAAAAACUUUUGAACAUUUGAACGUACAUUUUUAUAGUUUGUGUAUAGUUUUUUUUUUUUUUUGUUAGCCUUAUUUAUACUAUUAUUGUUUAAAUACAGUGCUAAUUAUUUAAAUAUACGAGUAUACCUAUAUAUAUAUAUAUAUAAUAUUUCGGGAACAAUAUUUUGCCAUCAAAUAUUAAUAUAAUAUAAUAUAUUAUUACUCUAUAAACGUUUUUAUUAUAUUAUAUUAACUACAACAUAUGUAUGGAAACUAUGUAUUUAAAAAUGUACAAAAUAACUUAUGAACUAAAUAUUAUAUAAAUAUACAAUUUUAUUUUAUUCAUAUUACCUAUAUAAUAAGAAUUGUUGUAAGAAAAUAUAUAUUUCUUUUUAAACUUUAUUUGUAUUAUUAAACGCCUAUAUAUUGCAUUACAAUAAUAUUUAAAAUAAACGUGCACACCUAUCAUUUAACAAUAAUAAAC